AUGGCGGCGGCAUCGGCGGCCGGAGACCCACCUCGCGCCCACUCCGAGCGGCUUCCCCCGCCGCCGCCCCGGUGAGCCCAGCCAGCGCCUUCGGGGGCAGCGGCUUCCUGGGCGGGCCGGUUCUUUGCAAGGGGGGAGGCGGCGGCGGGGGGGUCUGGGAGGGAGAGGGCGGCUCCUGCUCCGGGGGAUCCCUGGCCGGAUUUCCGCGCUCGAGCCGGGGGGGGGAGUCGGGGGCGGGGAACCGGAGAGACCCCCCCCCGGGCUGCUGCUGCGGCGGAAGCCACGCUGGGCUCCGGCAGGGAGGCCGUGGGCUCCUUCGACUUCCCGGCCUCGCGCGCCGGCCAAGGUGAGCCGGGGGGGGGGGAGGCUUUCGGUGCAGGAAGCGGACCUGAGCGGGAACCGCCAGGCGGGGCGGGGGGUGCGUCGGGUUCUCCCUUCGGGGAGCCGUCGGCCGGGCUUCCCGCUGCCGGGCUGCGCUCCGGAGCGCAGGGGAAGCGUGGCUGGUGCGCCUCGGUCCGCCUUGCCACUGGCCUGAGCCUGCAGGCUCUCCUCGGAGCAUCCUCAGAGCAGCGCAUCCUCCCUGGUCCCACUGACUCCCCCCUUGCUCCGAGGAGGAAAACCCCAGUGAGGCUGAUGGAGAGAGAGAAUGACUUGCCCAAGGUGAGCUGAAGCUCAUGAGUUUGAUGGCUUGAUGGCUGGAAACAGUAGUAAUUGGUUACCUUUUGUGGCUCGGUUGGUUGAGCAUCUCUGGGUCCUGGGUUCGAGGCCCACCUUGGGCAAAAGGAUUCCUGCAUUGCAAGGGGUUGGACUAGAAUGAUGACCCCAUGGGGUCCCUUCCAGCUCUACAGUUCUGGCAUCCAUCUGGCUCAGGAGAAGUCACACCGUUGGAGAGUUACAGCUGCUGGCUGCUGUGGCUGUAGAUACUGAUUUGGGAGAGAUAUGUUUUAUUGCAUGGAUAGGCAAACUAAGGCCCGGGGGCCGGAUCCAGCCCAAUUGUCUUCUAAAUCCGGCCCGCAGGCGGUCCAAGAAUCAGCGUGUUCUUACAUGAGUAGAAUGUGCCCUUUUAUUUAAAAUGCAUCUCUGGGUUAUUUGUGCGGCAUAGGAAUUCAUUCAUCCCCCCCCCCCAAAAAAAUAUAGUCCAGCCCCCACAGGGUCUGAGGGACAGUGGACCGGCCCCCUGCUGAAAAAGUUUGCUGACCCCUGUUUUAUUGCAUGUGGGGCAGAUGAUCCUAUGAUUACUGUAGGGACAGUGGCUUCAUGCUGGGGGGGGCAGAGAGCAGGUGGGGGCGGGGCUGGCGCAUGUCCUGGGGGCAGGGCGCCCAGUGCAGGGGGGCAGCCGCGAUGGCACCCUGCCGGAAUUGCACUGCCUGGUGCGCUCCCCCCGCACUCCUCUUCCUCCACCAGUGUAGGGAUGUUUUCUAUUCGUCGCUUUCCUUGCGGUAAAUGUGUGUUGCCGGUCAGGAGAGGCUUGCGGGGGCAGCACAACAGAGUUGGCCUCUUGGCAGUGGUGUCGCUGCUUCUUACCAGGGUGGGGUCAAGGUCAGAGUGGGACUGGUGGAGCCAAACUAGCAUUUCCAAUAGUACUAUAGCUAUUAUACUGUAGUCCCUCUUUCACCCCCCCCCCCAAUAUUUAAUCAGAUGCACCUCCCCAUCAUCAGUCACCUCUCACAUUUUACAGGGCAAAGACAGAAAACCCCUCCUGCCAAGGGAAAAACUGGGAGCAAUUUAAGGCUCCCGAUUCUUGCUUGGAAGUUUCCGCCUGCCCCACAUCUGAUGCCCUAUGUGGUGUCUAGUGGAGGGCAGGGAGGUGUGAUUUGAAGAAGACAGUUUUGCAAGCUAAAUUGGUACCCAAAUUAGGCCUUUAAGCCAGGGGUUCCUCACCACUGCUAUAACAAAUUUAGAACAACAUAUUCAUUAAAUUUACAUUUAGAUUUUUUUCCUGUUCUGUUUACCAUUUCAGAUUUCUUGAUCUUCCCCUCCCCACCCAAUAUAUUUAUGUUAGAAAAUGCAAAAAGCACAAAACAGCUGCACAGGGGGCUUAAAAUCCUGUGGGUUGAGCAUUCAGUGACGUUUUAAAUUAAUGACAUUCAUGGACUUAACUUAGUCCUGCUCAUUAAGUUCAGUAGGUCUACUCAGAGUAAAACACCCCAUGACCCUUGCUGUCCAGUGGCUUUGAGGCUGUUUCAGAGUCAGGCUGAUAAGCCACAUUACAUGUGACAUGAAGUUUUUCGCUUCUCCCCUGUAACGUUCAGUGACCAGAGAUUUAUGUGUGCCGUGUUGCAUGUUUUCCCACGCAUGUUGAUACUGGUGGGAUGAACAUGGGGUGACUGUUUCCUAAAUAUCACAGAGGAGAGUAGCAGAACACAACAUGGGGGUGCCUUGACUGCAUCGCACAUAGUGAGCAGCUCUAGCCUCAGAUGAAGCUUUUUAGAAAUACUUUCACCAAACUGCAUUCUUAUUUCCUAUUUCUCCUGCUGAGGUUUUAAAUAUUUGUUGUUGGGUACAGUGGUGUAGCGUGGGUUGUCAGCACCCGGGGCAAGGCAAGUAAUUUGCGCCCCCUAACCCGUGGAUUUUAGUAGGGGCAGAGAGCUGCGAGUGCGAGCGCGCCCCCCCAGAUUUUGCGCCCGGUGCGGCCGGCCCCCCCCUGCACCCCCCACGCUACGCCACUGGUUGGGUAUGGAAAGGGUGGCUGAAGUGGAUUCAGUCUUUCCUGACAGUGUCUUUAUGGAGCUUUUUGUUGAUCCGUUUGUAAAUGCUUGUGUGUUGCUUCUUCAAAACUUAUCUAAUUACUUUUCAGUUUAAUGCCAGUGUCAUUGUUUUACACAGGUGACCCCUCUCAUUCACGAUGUGCAGGCAAAAUGGGGUCGGAUGCAUACACCUGUAAGCAAAGGUGCCUUUUACUUUAUUUAUAUGCUAUACGCUGAAUACAGGCAACUGUGACAUUCAUGUUGGUCCCCUGUAUCAAAUUCCCCCUGCUUUGGCAAAAUAAAUGGAUCUCAGAUAGUGGGAUCUGAAAGGACAUUUGCUUAACAAGCUCAAAACAGCUCUGGGUUCAUAGGUAUCUAAGAGCUGGCUUUGUGAUGCAGGUUGGUGCUACUCACCUGAGAAACCUCACCUGAGCAGAUGCAAAUAUUGGGAAGGGUGAGCAUAGCAGAAGGGCUAACAUUGUAUCAGCCUUAAGUUAUGGUCUUAAAAGAAAUGACCAGCUUGCUUCUCACUUACCGUAAAUUGAAUUUUUAAAUCAAGUGAGAUAGAAAAGAGGUCAGCCACAUAUUCAGAGGGGAGAGUUUCCUAUAUAAGGGGCCACAAGAGAGAAGGCAAGAAAUAGCAGAAGAAAGUGGAGCUUUAAUAGGAGUUGUGUUUGAUGAACAGAGGGACCGUGGAAGAGAGUAACCAAGCCAUCAGCAACACCAUGAAGAGGCUUAGGCUAUGUACCCGUUCACAGCUUAAAACGCAGUGAGGUCAUUUCCCCUUGCUGGGUUUCAAGUUGUAUUCACAUGUUGCAAGUUGCAACAGCAGCAUUUCUCAAGAAACCACGUACGGAUUGUGGCUAAUGCCGUGUGAAAAAGGCUUAGAACAGCAGCAGUGGAGGCGCACUAGAGGCAGUGUGGUGCAGUGGUUAGAGUGUUGGACUAAGACCUGGGUUCAACUCCUCACUCAGCCAUGAAGAUCGCUGGGUGACCUUGGCCCCAUCACUGCCUCUCAGCCUAACCUACAUCGCAGGGUUGUUGUAGGGAAUAAAGGGGGUGUGGGAGAGUCCAGCUCCUUGGAGAAAAAGAUGGGAUAUCAAUGCAAGGAAUAAAUAAAAUAAACCAUGAUGACAAUUGCUUUACAAUAACUGAGGAACACCUAAGGUCUGAAUAAGAGUUUUAGAAACAAAUUGAUAACAAAUCUUAUUAGUAUUAUAGAGGGAACUGACAAAUUUUAGCUAGAGCAGGAAUUUGAACUAGAAAAGGAAAUAUGAUGUGUAUGAGCAUGCAAUCAUUGCUAUGUAGGCCAGAUGUGAUGUUCUCUCUGCAGGCUCACUCUAUGGGCAGAACCCACAUUCCCAGCCUAAGUGUGGAUCUCCCCUAAUGCUUUCUAGAGUGUUCCAAUCAACAACUUUGUAAAGUAGGUCAGUAUUAUUGCCAUAUUGCAGGUUGAAUUCUGAUACAUAAAAUGAAUUAACAUAAACCCCUAUUAUCUGUUGCAACAGGGCAUAUAUUAUGUUCAGCUCAAUCCUGUCUAUGGAAAUUAUGUCCCAUUAGGUACAGUGAGGCUUACUCCCGAGUAAGUGUGCCUGAGGCUGCAGUCUUAGAACUGCUGUUUUUCCUGCUCUGCACCAUUGAAUAUAGACAACCCACCAUGUUAUAAGUGGACCAUUUCUUAGUUCUGUUGUUAACUGAGCCAUUUCAUGAAUUCCUAGUUCUGUGGGAUAAGCAGAAGACAUCCAUGGAUUUUCUCUCAGGUGUCCAGGAGCUGAGUGGGUGUAUUUGUGUGAGCUGUACAUUCUUCUAAAUCUUGCAGAUAUUUAUAUAGUCAAGCAGGCAAUAUAGCACUAGAAAUUGUUGGCCCAAUUUGCGGCAGUAUGUAUUUGAAAAUCUGGCUGGGUUCCUGUCUUGAAACCUAAACCCACAAUUAUUCUUUGGCUCAUUCUGCUUACAUUCUUUAUAUUCUUUAUAUUCUGAUGGAAUGGUUUUCCGUUCCAUUCUGUUCUGUUCUUUUCACUUGGCAAUAUUGUGGAAGUAAAAUAUAAUUCCUGUGAAAGAUAUCUAAAUUACCUCUAAUAAUUUAAUGUGGAAAGGAUUAACAAACUAUGACUUGAAUGCAUAGGAAAACAUUGUUGAAAUGUUGACCAAACACCUAAACUGUGUUCAAGAUUGAAACUGAAAGUCAAGGCAUGGAAAAAUCUCUAUUUUAGGCUUGCAAAGGCUUUAAGCAGAACUGUGUGCACACCACACUAAAAAUUCUGCUUCAGGAAAAGCUGAAUUCUGUAGCCUGCACAAAGUUUACAAAUACAGUGGUACCUCGGUUUUCAAACAUCUCUGUUUUCGAACAUUUCGGUUUUCAAAUGCUGUAAACCCGGGAGUAAAUGCUUCAGUUUUUGAACAUGCCUCAGAAGUCGAACAUGCCACACGACUUUGUAUUGAGUUUUCUGUAUUGAGGCUUCCUGACUGAGUUUUCGGAUGUUUCGGAACUCGAACGGUCUUCCGGAAUGGAUUAUGUUCGAAAACCGAGGUACCACUGUACAAUUAUUGCCAUAAUUUUGCUAGUGAAGGGGGAAAACAAGGAAGUAAUACAGGGCAUUCUAGACCACUAGAAACUGUAUUUACAUUUGCGACUUCUGAGAUUUCACCAGACUGGCACUGUCGAUGCAUUCAAAAGCAUAUCUUCAUUGGGGCAUUGUUAUGACCUUGUUAGUCUAAAAAUGAGGUGCAGUGGAAUACAGUUGUACCUCGUGUUGCGUUAGGUUCAUGUUGCGUCUUUUUGGCUUGCGAACGCGGCAGACCUGGAAGUGUAUACUUCUGGGUUUUACCACAUGCGCAGAAGCGCUCUAUCGCACUCUGUGCUUGCGCAGAAGCGCCGCUCUAGUUGCGGACUUUUCGGGGUGCGAACUGCACCCCAGAACGGAUCGUGUCUGCGACUAGAGGUACCACUGUAUGUCUUUCCAUUCUUCACCUAAGUAAGAUAUCACAACAAUAUAUUGAGAUAACAGUGAGAGAAAUUUAAUUCUAAUAGUACAGUGGCUUAAAAAUUGUGUACUUGGGGAUUAAAGCAUGAGAGAGAGAGAGAGAGAGAGAGAGAGAGAGAGAGAGAGAAGCCUUCCUAACGUUCUCAAAAUUCAAAAUGGUGUAACUGGGGAGGGAGAGGGAUUGUAUUUGCCUUCUCUUUAUAUGAAUAUAAAGAAUAUUCUUAAUCUGCAGUUGUUAAGUAAGGUGUCUGUAUUCAUUUUACUUUAUGGGAAAUAUGAAGCAGUACUGUAAAAUAACAACUGAUAAAGUUUUUAGUGCAGUGUUCUUUGUCACAUGUUGUAAGCCGUAGAGUCAGCCUUAAAAUGGGCUUUUGAUUCCCCCCCCCAAAUAGGCUGAAUAGAACCCCUGAGGGUUAAACACUGACCAUUUGAAUGCUUUGCUUUGACACAACCAGCUGACUGGGAAGAGCUGCAUUUAGGUCCUCAAAAUGGGGGGAAAUGCAGGGGGGAUAUGACGCUAGGUUUGUUGGAACUCACUGUUAGCAAAGUUAGCAUUUUUUUCUUCUUAGAACCAUCUUAAGGUAAGAUAUUAUUUAUAGCUACCACCAACUAAUUGCAAAAUCAGCCAACGUGUUGAACCUGUUUAGAAUGCUUCACCCUGUUCAAUAUUUCUUUGGUCUCCAACUUUGUUGCAAAUUAAUUAAUUAAUGGAUGCAUUGGGUUCAAUAAACAUAUCUCUUUGUAUCUGGAGGUUUCCUCUCUUCGUUUAAAUCAGUGCCCAAGUUCCUGCUGACUUGGUCUGCCUUAGCAAGUGUAGCUCAAAUAGCCUUUUGCUUUAUUCCUGUUUGGUGCAACUGCUGAAAAGCACACAUGAGGCCAAAAUAUGGUUUGAAAUGCGCUCUCUCUCUCUCUUUCUCUCUCUCUCUCUCUUUUUCUCCUAAUUUCUGUGCUACGUUCACAGUGCUGAUGUUCUGAACUAUGAGGCUCUCCAUUGCUCAGGGUGAGCUGGCUCUAGCGUUGCCUUCUCAAAGGUGCCCAUGGGAGACCUUGAUACCUGGGAGGCUUCUGGAAAUUAAACAAAUGCUUUUAAAUAAUAUAUUUGCCAGGAGGCCAGGCUUGCUUCAGGCUGAAACCACGGUUGAGAGUCUGUAGCCAAGCGCCACGUUCGUUUCCCAAGAAUGCCUCUGGUACAGAAGGAGCUCCUUGGCAAUUGCAGAUGCCCUUAGAACAGGGGUCAGCAAACUUUUUCAGCAGGGGGCCGGUCCACCAUCCCUCAGACCAUGUGGGGGGCCGGACUAUAUUUUGAAGGGGGUGGAAUAACAAAUAACCCAGAGAUGCAUUUUAAAUAAAGGGACACAUUCUACUCAUGUGAAAACACGCUGGUUCCCGGACCAUCCGCGGGCCAGAUUGAGAAGGCCCCCGGGCCUUAGGUUGCCUACCCCUGCCUUAGAAUCUGAAUAUGAUGUGACUUUCCCUGCUAGGUGAUACAUUUCCAAAAAUUAAGUGGAGAAUCUGCAUGCCUGGCUUUGCAAAGCUCACAGAGACCAUUAAAUAUUUUAGUGUCACUUGUGAAAACCUGAACCAACUGAGAAAUUCACCCAUGUUUUGUUUUAAAGACAGAUGCAAUCCUAUCCGAGCUGCCCUUUGAGAGGCAGAGAGCCUGCUUCUGAAGGCUGCUGCAGAUUCCAGUUGCAAAUAAGGGCUGGCUUGUUUAAAAAUCAUCUGGUCCUUGUUCAAUCAUUUUUUUGGAAUUUUGCUUUGUAGGUGGAAAGGUUUGUGGGUGUAGAGAUUUGAAAGAGAGAAUUGUGGUUAUAAGUGUAUUUCACUGCUCGUUCUAAGCCACCAAUCCAAAUUAAUUUGCAUUUACAUUUUCAGGCAAGCAAAAUCUCUAGGACCAGCGCUGAAUGCUAAAUGCAACCUGACAGCUAAAUUGGAGAACAUGCUUCAUAGCUGUCUGGAGCCUUCCUCUGCUAGAAUAACUAGGUUGAAUUCCUCCCCUCCUAUUAGACUUUGCUUGGCGUAAAUAUACCUAUGAUUAAAGGGGGAGGGUAAAUUUAUCCAACGACUUCUCCCCCACAAACUUUAUUUUAAUGGUUACUUUAAAUAUUUAUAUCACACAUUCAGAUUUUAGAAGUGCCUAUGGUGGCAGCUUACAAUGGCACAGUUGAUAAUGACCCUUAUUACAGUUAAUAGUAAGGGAGCAAUAAAAGAAAUGCAAGAAAUUGAAGAUAAGGAAGAGCCGUAAAAAUUCACAAUUGCUGUUUCUUAAGAGCUUGGGCAAAUUAAGAGGCCUUGAGCUGGUGCCUGCUUUUCUGUGGAAACAGCCCUGGGGAGAGUGCAGUUUUCUGAUGCUGGGGUGUCCUCAUUCAAAAGGUCCUGUCUCCAGUUUCCAUCCACCUGACCUCCCAAGUUCUGGAGCAGAGACUCCAUUUAUGAGUGUAGAGAGCAGGGAGGCUCGGGAGGAAGGGGGCGACUGGCUAUUUUGCUUUAAUGCUUGCUUGCCACUUGUCGUGAUCAGCUUUUGUUCCAUCUGUCUUAAGAUGGCUAAUAAAACUUAGCUGGAAGAGGUGGGGUGUGCAGGAAAGGGGCAGGAUCAAAUCUCAGCGGCUGCAGUCUAAUUCUAUGGGACAAAGUAAAGAAGCUACAGACUGAGUCUCGAUUAAAAGGAAGACAUUUUGACACGGAGCUCAGUCACUGCUACACCCAGGUGGGUUUAAGUUCUAUCCACUGAUUCCAUGAGUUGGUUCCCUUUACUUUCACCCAUGGAUAUCAUAUGGGGGACGACGGAAUAAUGUGCUGUUUUUGUAUUACAGAAGGGAUACAAGCUGACCAUUAAUCUAAGUUGCCCGGCUGCUGCCAAUGAUCAGAUAUGGUCAUCUACAGCUGUGUAGAGAGAUAUGUUAGGAGAUACAGCCAGGGACAGUUCUUUUGCCAGCCACUGCCAUCUUAGAAACUCCUGUGAUGCACAUCCAUUUUUAUAUGAUGGCAGAUUUUUGCACUGCCAAAAAGAGUUUGUGGGUGUUCUUGAGUAAGGAAAACUGCCCAGGAGACAGGGUGGAUUUGAUUUAAAUCAAAUCGAUUUAAAUCACAAUUUACAUCACUAGUUAGCAAGACUUGGUUUAAUUUUUUUUAUAUUUUUUUUACAGAAAAAUUAACAUUUACAACCAGAUGAAGGUUUCAUUUUUGGAAUAAUAAAUUUUCAGAGUAGUUUUUACAGUUAUAUCAAAAAUUACUGAUUUGGUUAUACUAUUAGAAAUACAUAGACAGAUAAUUAUGAAAUUAUUGUGAGGUUUAAUAAGUUAACUGUUUAUAUUUGGACAACUUUUCUGCUGUACUUUAUUGGAAGGUGAAAAAUGACCAUUUCCUUAAUAACAAUUUAAACAAUUUAUUUAACUAAAACAAUAACAUUAUAGCCUAUGUAUCCAUGUUUGAUAACGGAUGUGGUUAAACUUAAAAAAACAAAACAAAAACUUAGACUGAGUUUUAGCACACAUGAAAAACUUAAAACAAAUCCUUAUUUCCUGGUUAAUAGCCUUUGGACUAUAAUGUAACUUAAGUAGAAAACUAUCUUUAGAAAGAUUUUUCCUCCAAAAGCAUUUUAUUUUAAAAAUUCAAUUUAAAUUUAAAAAAAUCUGAUUUAAAUAAUUAAAAAAUUGGAUUUAAAUUUUAAAAAUCCAAUUUUUAAAAUUUAUUUUUUAAAUCAUUGAUUUUUAUCCACCCUACUUGCAAGUACAGUGGACGCUCGGGUUGUGAACGUGAUCUGUGCGGGAGGCACGUUCGCAACCUGCAGCGCCGCGUCUGCACACGCGCGGGUGGCGAUUCGGUGCUUAGGGUCAAAACGUGAUUUAGUGUUUCUGCGCAAGCGCCGAAACCCGAAAAUAACCUGUUCCAGUACUUCCGGGUUCAGCGCGGUGCGCAACCUGAAAACGUCGCAACCUGAAGUGUCUGUAACCCGAGGGAUGACUGUAAACAUGUAUGAUGUUGAGCUGCUAGUCACUAAAAUAUUAUUUAAUAGCCAUUCUCAUCAAAUGAAUUCAGCUCAAUAGCUAUGAUUCAAGCUAUUUGACUACCAUACUUCAGUUUAGAUCUGCACAUAUAAAGACAAUUCUCUGUCGACAUCCCCACGAACUGAAGAGAUCAGCAUUAUUUAUCUCUACAUUUAUGUUAUUGAGUUAAGUUUGCUUCUUCCACUGUUAUUUUUCCCUUUCCAUAAUUCAACAGACAGCUGAUGUACAGUGAAAUCCCUAUUUUUACUGUUAAUUCUGCAUCUCUACAAACUUAGCUGGGGAGGACUUAUAAAAGUCUUGUAAAACUAAACAGGCAUUCAUCACUUAGGUGGAAAAGCAAACACAGAAAUAAAUUGCCCCAGUGUUACAGUUUUAUAAAAAUGCCUGUUAGUAUAACUUGAAAGAUUGUAAAUUCAAGAGAGUCUAAACAGAUGGUUUGCAUUUGUCAUCUUAGCAGUAGCAAAUUGCUUAUUGUAUUACUCUUAGCUGAUACAGAGAGGGAGGAUCUUUCUGAAAUAUACUUAAAUUAGGGCUGGGGAAUUUGUUCAGCGCAGGCAGUGAUCUUGGAGACUUGUGCCCUAGAGCGUGAUGAUAAUAACUCGCCUUUUCUUAAGGCUGGUUGGUUUAUUGCGUUUUUAUCCUGUUCUUCAUUAUAUAAGCUGCUGAUGUUAUACAUGUCCCCACUCCCAUUUUAGCCUUACAACAACCUUGUGAUAGGGGUUUGGUGGAGAGGAAGUGAAUUGGUGAAUGUCACCCCAAGGAUCUCCACGUGUGAGGGAGGAUUUGAACUCAGGUCUUACCAGCCCUGAAGCCUCCCAUUCCAUUACGUCUCAGAGGUUCAGACAUGCACAUUAAUCAAUGCUGUUUGCUACAACACUGUUUUGGCUGUCUAAUUUGUAGCACACAGGUUAAUCCUUUUAGAGCUGAUAGUCCAAAACCACAAAUGCUUUAUCUCUUUCCACCCUCCUGGUGAGGGCACAGUGCUAUCACUUACUUUGAGGAAUACGCAAAGGUACGGUAUAUAAAAUAGAUGUUCAUAAAUGUACCAAGCAAACACAUACAAAUAUGUAAACCACAUGUCUGAAACCCACAACAAAGUCCUGAAACCAUUUUCUCUCUUCCAAAUUCACCUCAAAUAUUUCUCUGCAAGGUCGAAGGAAAGGGGGAGCCUCCCCAUUGUCUCUUUGCUCACAAAUCCUGUCUCAAGGGCACAUUUAAGCAUAGCUGUCAAUGUUUCCCUUUUUUAAAGGGAAAUGUCCUUAUUCCGAAUAGGAUUCCUCGCAAGAAAAGGGAAAAGUUGACAGCUAUGCAUUUAAGAUAUGAAUAGGGUGAGCCUGUGACCUGUGACCUGGAUUCAGGAGUUGAGUAGUUAUCAUAACAAAAGAGUGGCCAGGAUGCCCAGGUAAUCCAAUCAGGUAACCUAGCAGACAGGAGAAGAAGAAAAAAAUGCACUCAGAUUUCUGUUGUAGUCCGCCCCUUCUCUGAUGUAUUGUCUUGGGCUACACCCCUUCUGUGCUGUAGGUAUGAUGUAUCUGGGGGAUGGUACUGAGCUACAGGGGUGGGCAAUUUCAAAGUCUAUAUAAGGGCUUGCACACCUUUGCUCUGGGUCCUCCUCUCUCCUGCGUGGGGGGGGGGGGAGUACCCUGUUGCAACAGCUUUAAUAAAGAUCAGGCUUAUAGCAGCUUUGCUUUCGUAUAUCCUGGUCUGGUCUCUGUUCAUUUCUUGACCGGUUAGAGCCUUAAAAGGUACACUCUCUCUGAAGGUCCAGUCUUCCUUAAGAAGCUGAACAACCCCUUGAAGAUACCCCUCAAUAUUCUUAUUUCAUUGACUUUGGAAUUUCAUGGGAAAUUCAGUACAGAAAUGCAAGUAUCAUUAUUCAAGGAAGCCAUAAAUACCCAGUAUUAAAACUGGUGUUUCUUUCUCUUUGCAAAUACAGUGGUACCUCGGGUUAAGAACUUAAUUCGUUCCGGAGGUCCGUUCUUAACCUGAAACUGUUCUUAACCUGAAGCACCACUUUAGCUAAUGGGGCCUCCUGCUGCUGCUGCGCCACCGGAGCACAGUUGCUGUUCUCAUCCUGAAGCAAAGUUCUUAACCCGAAGCACUAUUUCUGGGUUAGCGGAGUCUGUAACCUGAAGCGUCUAUAACCUGAGGUACCACUGUAUGCCAUGGGUAGCCAUACCAGAAUCUGGAAGGUGGAUAUAUUUCUCUAGCUGAAGAUCAGUGGCUUCAGCUGGAAGCUAGAGUCUGAAGUGCAAAGCGAGGGAGGAUAUGGAUCUGUUGAGUAGGCAAGGGCAGAAAGGUAGGCACCCAGUAUUUAUACCUGGCCUGUCCAAUCCAGUGGCUUCACACUGUGUGCAGUUGGUAGGAACUAAUGUAACACAUCUGUUCUCUACUCUCUGUGCACAGAGGGCUCUGGGGUCUGACCAUAAACUAAAUGCAUCUUUGCAAAAUGAGCCUAUCCCUGCGAAUUCUGCCCUGGCAUCAUCCCUGUAGCAGAAUAAAUUCACUGCCAGGUGAUGCUUUGACCUGCAAGGCAAUAUUAGUAGGAACUGGUAUGACUGCUGUAUGUUCUGAGCCUGUGAAUGGGACUUUAGUACCCAUUCAAAUAGCUAGGUGAGCUGCAGAUCGAUCGGGUUUUCUACGGGUUUCUCUUCCAAAUCAAAAGGCCAUUUGUGGGUGGUUUGUUUUAUAGCCCCAGUUCCAUUGGCCAAGAUUUUAUGCACACGCAGACCCUUGGGUGUGCUCAGGUGGACUUGUGACCUUGAAGAGCAAAUUCCCCCCAUGCCAUAUUGUAAUCUGUUGCUUUAAAGUUUCUUUGGUUUCACAUUUACCCCACAGCGUAGGAGAUUAGAAACCUGAACCGCCGCUCCCAUUCCUGACUGGACGUGACUAUCUUCAGAUUCCCCUGGCCAGAUUCUUGUGUUUUACAUGUAGCGAAUGCUGUUCUUACUAUGUAUGAGAGCUAAUGGCCUGGUUAAUCUGUAAUGGCAGCCUCCUUUGUGAAUCACACUUCUCUGUGAGCACUGCUCCCUUGUGAUUUCUCCAGUAACCCAAUACAGCGGUACCUUGGUUUAUGAACUGUUGUAAAAUAAAAAAUAUGCCCUUUUUCCUUAUGGGGUAUCCAAGAGCCCAUAUAGAGUCCUUACAUAGGUUCCCUAUUGGUAGGAGAGAAUAACAGAGGCCAACCAGAGAAUAUUGAGAAGCAAAGCAGCUAGUAAGCUUGAUCUUUAUUGAUCUGUUGCAACAGGGUGCUCCCCUCACCCGCAGGAAAGGCGGAGGACCCACAAAAAUGCUGUGCAUGGGUUUAUAAAGACUUUUGAAAUUCCCAUCCUCUAGAUCCAGACCACCCCCAGGAACAUUAUGCAUACAUCACAGAAGGGGUGUAACCUAAGACCACCCCUCAGAUACAUCCCACCUACAUCACAGAAAUUUUAAUAUUGUUUUUAUCCUAUUGUUGUUUAUCUCCUGUCUAGCAGGUUACUUGAUUGGAUUGCCUGAGGAGCCUGGCCAUUCUUUUGUGGUGGUAAAAUACUUAUUUCCUGGGCCAGGUCACAGGCUCACACCUUAUUCAAACGGACAUAUCCUUGAGACAGGAUUUGUGAGGAAAGAGACAAUGGGGAGGCUUUUCCAGUUUAACCUUGCAGAGAAAGGAUUUGGUCAGUUUAGGAAUCAAAAUGGUUCCAGGUUGGUCUUCCUGUGUUGAUCUAUGUAUGUGCAGUUAUGAACAUUACCAUAUAUCUAAGACCAUAAAAUUCCUAUCACAGAACUUAAUCCGUUCCGGAAGUCCAUUCUUAAACCAAAGUGUUCUUAAACCAAGGCGUGCUUUCCCAUAGCAGUGAGGGACUCAAUUUACAAAUGGAACACACUCAACAGGAAGUGGAACACGUUAUUAUUCCACAGCAAAGUUCACAAACCAAAACACCUACUUCUGCGUUUGCAGCAUUUUUAAUCCAAGUUGUUCAUAAACUAAGCUGUUCUUAAACCAAGGUACCACUGUAUGCUCCUGGAGUGCGCAGCCAGUAGAAACGCACGUCUCCCAUGUUGACCAAUCACCUUGACAAUAAACCACAGUUCGAAAGUUGAGAGAAGCAUGUUUCCUAACAGGGCACCCAGUUUCUCAACCAGUGGUUUUGCCACCUGUAGCCAAGACAAGGGUUUGGGGAAGCAGGGUGGGGUGGGGAUAGAAGCGAUACAAUAACCUGUUUUGUCUAAUUUAUUCUAAGAUACCUUGUGUGCUUGACAGGAACUUUGAGCAUCCUGCAAACGUCUCAGCAAACAAAGCUAGCAAUGUGUGGCUUUGGUUAAGAUUGAAAUUAGGAGGUUACAGGGCAAAAGUUAUAUGGCAAAAAAUUCAACAAAGGGGUAUAAAUCCAGGGCCACAUUCAUACAGGGUUUAAAUCUUCCAGGGUCUAUAGUCAUUGCACAUUUUAUUCUCUCGUCGGGUUUUCAAUAAUUGCAGCUGCAGUUUUACCUCUGCAAACAUUGCAGGUUGCUUCUUUCUCAGUAAAGUCUCCAGCAUGUGUGACUAUUUUUAAACAGGCCUUUGUGGUAACUAACUUGGCAACUUUCCAGGGUUUUUUCAUGUGUUAUGAAAGUGUUCAUAGUGUUUGCACCUCCGUGAAAGUCAUCAGAGAUGGAAAGAUAACACGGGUGAAGGUGAAUAGAUCCUCUGCAAAGAUAAGUGCAUUUGCUCAUCUUUUCCAUGCCCGUAGCUGGGUUUUUCACACGCGAGCAUUUAUACUUGUUAAUUAAGGUAGCUAGAUGCAUGUUAGUUUAGGGGCUUGCUCUUAUUGCCUCUUUAUUGUGAAAAAUCAUGGGAAAUCUCCUUUUUCAGAAUUAUAUGUGUAAAGAACAGUAUGCAAGAAGGAUUGUUUAAAAAAUAACAUAAUUAAAAUAAUUGAUAAUGUAAAUUUAAAAGAAAUAAUUACCGUAUUUUUCGCUCCAUAGGGUGCACCGGACCAUAGGGCGCACCUAGUUUUUAGGGGGGGAAUUAUUUUUCCCCUCCCCAGCCCCAAAGAGCAAAGAAGCCAAGAAAGCCAACAUCCAUCCCGCUGGCUGUCUUGGCUUCCUCUUUAGCCACGCACAACCUCUCCAGCCGGGAGAGGCUGUGAGCGGCUUCGUUUUUAGCCGUGGGGCUGGGGCUGGGGUAGGGGAAGCCCGAGCUUCCCCCGACCCCAGCCCCCAGAACAGGUCUGGGAGUGGAGGCAAGGUUGCGUAGCCUUGCUGCCGCUCCCGGAGCUUGCGGGCUGGGGGAGCGCUCCGAAGGUUUGCGGAUACCUGUCUGAAGCCAGGCUUCGGGCUGCAGGCUGCUAUCCGCAAGCGGGCACUCCCGCCGCGCUCCGAAGGCUUGCGGAGGACGCACACACAUUCCCCUUCAUUUUUGCAGGGGGAAAAGUGCAUCCUAUAGAGCGAAAAAUACAGUAUAUUGCCCUUCCAUAAAAAUACAGCAAAGCAGUACGCAACAAAAAAACAAAACAUUACAAUAAGAUAAAUUAAAGCAUCGGUAACUACUGGUUGACAAAAACAAUUUCGUCUUUCAAACUCCCGUCUAAAUAAUAGUUUUCAAAAGGUGCCCCAGAAAUGGCAAGGAUGAUUUCUGCUGGACCUCUGUGGGCGAGGAGUUCUACAAGGGAGGGUCUGUCACACUAAAGGCUUGUUCCUUGGGAGAAGCGGACCUAAAUUCAAGCACAGGGGGCAGUGGCAACAUCGGGGUGUGUGUGAAAGGCCCCCCAUCUUUCUUUGGAGGGGGCCAGGCAACCUCAAUAUUCCGCUGCCUAUGGCGGACCUCGCUGGGCCUACCUGUGGCCGCUGGGGAAAGAGGCCCUGGCUCUUCCCAGUGUUCAUGUGGCACUUGGGGCGCGCGGCUUGCACGGAGCUUGCGGUGGUCAAGCCACUUGGCAUGCGCAGCCCACAGGGAGCAUGGCGUAGAAACAGAACUGUCUUCAAUUAAUGGAAACCUUUAAAAUGCCUUUGUCAAUUCUGCUCUCUGCUUGGGGCAGCGGUGCCUGCAGGAAUGCAAAAUAUAGACCAUAACUAGUGUAAAAAGAUCCAAAGGACUAUCCAGGCAAAUGGCUUGCGCAGGGAGGAAAGAACCAUAGAGCCGUUAUCAGCUGAGCCUCCGUGUUUCAUAUUUCAAGACUUGGAAUGUGAGGCACAUUAAAUGGUAAUGAUUACUUAUUGAAGAAUUAUUUAAGAAGCCUUACAUUAUUAAAUGAACCCACUGUAUAUUAAUAACGGGAGGUGAACUAACAAAAUAAAAAUGAUGGCUUACUCAAGAAAAUAACGCUUCACAUUUUCUCUUAUCUUCAUACUAAACACCCUCUUUUGUUUUUUUAAAAUAGAUUUUAUUAAGGUUUAUAGAGAAAAAUAACCAAACCAAGACUUUUAUACAAAAAACCCAGAAAGGUGUGGCGUGGUGGGGGGGCGGGCAGGAAUAGAGAAGGGAAAAGAAAUAAUAACAAAAAGAACAUGCAGACACAGAAAUGUUAAGUAUAAUGGUUUAAUUGACCCCGAAAUGAGAAUGCCUAAAUGUGUAUUGGUGAAAUGGUUUAACAUGGGGAUUUUCCAUGGGACUACUGUAUAUUAAAGCCAAUGAGAGCCCUCUCAACUGAUUGUUCUCUACUAGCUUACAUGGAAGUAUUGCAAUGGUCCAUAUAGUUGCAGGCUCAUUUCCCCCACACUGCCUUCAAAUUUUCUGUAUCCAGGUCCCUGCAUCUCCUACCUUUGCAGGCCAAUGUUGGCAGGUGGACAGUCUUCCUCUGUCCAUUUUCUUCUGAAAUCAAACCAUCCCGCCAAAGGCACAGCAUGGAAUAUUUCAACUGAAAUAGGGCUGGUGGAUGCGGCUUGGCCAAAACAGUCUUGUUAGGCCUGUGGGUCAGUGGUUCCCCACUGCUGGGUCAAGAAGCCUUCUUUCCUUGCUCAGCCCCCCUUCCCCUAGAAGCUUCUCCAUGCAAACAAACACAGCCAGGGUCGUGAUCUUUGGUCUGCCACUAUGAUAUUACUGUGAAAGUCCUUGAUUGUCAGCAGCCGGAGUCAGGAGCAAGUCAGCAGUAAAAACACCAGUGUCUGGGAACUUAACUCUUUAUUCAAAGCAACCAAAACAGUGCAGGCCUGGAGAUCCCAGCACCUCUUUCCAGUAAGUCUUGCCCCAGUGGAGCAGUUGCAAGGAGCCUUCCCAACGCUUCCUAAGACUCCCCCCCCCCCGUCCUUCCCAAGCAAUCUCAGGGUCCUUCAUCUUUUUGCUCUGCCCUUUUUGCUCUGUCUCUUUUUUGCUCUGCCCUUGUUUCUUUGAAUGUUCUGGGAGACCAGGGCAGAGGCAAGCUGUUUGCAGCAGGAGGGGGAGAUUCCCUGAUUUCUUCAGCUGCUUCUCUGUCUCCUGGCCCCCGUCCUCAUCUGCCUCAGAGUCAGGACUUCUCCAUUCCCCAGCCUCUUCCUGCUCACUAAGCCCUGUUUACCUCUUCUGACACCUCCUUCUCCCAGUCUGCCCCCUCUUCUCCCUCUGACCACUAACUGUCACCUCUUGGCUCUGAGCCUUCUUCCCCUGGGGGUUCCCUUGGGGAUUCCCCAGCUGGUCGUCGUCGUCCCCCACCCCGCUCCUCUGCACCCAGCCAGUCCAUGACAUUGAUGCCUCUUUAGUUUAUUGGCAGCUGUUCCAGCCAAUCUGUUGUGUCUUCUGUGUAGCCAUCUGUUGGUGUCAUGAGGACAAUGGGUUGACCUACACAGUCCUCAGUCUCAUGUCUUGAGGAGCACAUCAUCCACAUAUGGGUAUUCUGAGAUAAGGGUGCCAGGUGCACUGGGUUACCAUAGCAACACCAGUGAGUGUAUGACUUGCUGAGUCAUUUGCCCUCCCAUUGGUUCAGUAAAUAUGCCUAUGUGUAGAGACAGGUAUAAUAGUCUCCGGGGCAUUGCUUUCCUUAUGUGCGUCCUCUCCUGUUGUCCCUGUCCUGCUUCAGGCCCUUUUGCUAUCCUGUUUGCUGUCAGGAUCUGACUCUGAAUCUGGGAGAGUCAGGGGAAGAGGCUGCACAAUUUACACAGCAUUAGCUAGCAUGUUGAUAGUGUUAGUGGCUCUCUUUGUACAUAUGUAUCUUUACUUCAAAGGCCAGAAGAACCGCAUCUAGGAGAUAGCAGUGCUUAGUUUUAUCUUGUGUCUGGAGACAUUAAAGACUUUGCUACUUUGAACUGUGUGGGAGAGGAGUUUCCCCUUAACCAGGAACUCUGGAAGAAGCUGUCUGCUGGGAGCAGGAAAUCUCUGAGGACUCUGCUGAUAUGAGGGGUGGUGAACUACCAGCUGACUUCCACAAGUCACCAGCACUAGCCCCCUUUCCUGCCUUCAGUUCAGACUCCCUUUUGCAUAUCCUUAACAGCUGUCAGGGACGUGGCUGAAUUGAACACCUGGGAAGAGACAGUCUCUGGAGAUGAAGGAAUGCCUGUACAAAGGGAGACAGAGUCUGACUCUAGAAGCGAGAGAUCGCAGCCACAGUCAGAGCAGGAGUGGGGUAGUUCGGUCCCCCCUUUAUCAAGCGUUCCCAGACUUGGAGAGCUCACAGACAGAGGAAGGGGAGGAGACAGAAGACAUCGAGGGGGUUGCUAUGCAACCAGGAGGGAGACAGCAUUUGGAGGAAUUGUCAUUUGAUAGCGGGGGGGGGGGGUUCACGCACCUUCUCCUCGAACCAGAAGAGCCAAAAGGGUUAAGAUGCAAUGGAAGUACAAAAGAGGAAGGACUGGACUUUGGUGCCCCACAUGUUGUGAUAGGGGCGGAGACUCAGAGUGACCAACUUUUAGCUAAUGGCGGCACGAUUACAUCUCCGGAUGUAAAUUGUAAAUAAACGUACAUAAAACUGUCAGAGACUUGCUUGCCUGCCUGAGAUCAUUACAGCAGCCCAGGGAUUCUCCUUCACAGAAGAUACAGCUUGUAACCAACCUUCAAGCAGAUGUGACAGUCCAUGUCUACCAAUACACUGGCACAGGCACAGGCAAGCUCGGCCCUCCAGAUGUUUUGAGACUACAGUUCCCAUCAUCCCUGACCACUGGUCCUGUUAGCUAGGGAUGAUGGGAGUUGUUGUCCCAAAACAUCUGGAGGGCUGCGUUUACCUAUGCCUGCUCUGGCAGAUCUGCCAGUGAAGGCCAGGUUCCCUGGCACUAGGUUGGAAGUUCCUCACAGCAAAGCUCUCCUCAAAUACAUCUUUUAGCUCCAUGAGUGAAUGAGUGAGCUGCAUUCAGGGACACAACUGAGGUGGAGACCAACCUUUUCCCUUAGCAUUGGGAGAGCUGUCUUCAUAACCUUGCCUGUUUAUGUGCAGGACUCUAUCCUCCUGAAGCAUGAUGGGUUGCUGGGAAGUGGCCUUUAAAAAUAUAUAAAGUUUUGUCAGCAGUGGGUCUGAUAUUAUCAGCUUUCUUACUGUCAACUCAGUUACUGCUUAAGUAUCAGCUGAUGAUAUCCAGUUGUUCCUUCAACAACUGUGUUUCACUGGUGUUUUAGUUGAACAUCCAGGCUUGACAUCACCGAAACAGCUGUUUGAUGGUAAAUCUGUCAUCCUAGAGACCUGUUGUUGCUGCUGCUUCUAAUGCACAAGACCCCAGGAAAGGAUUUCUUUAGCUCUUUUGUGCAUGCCUAAGUCCAAGUAACGUGGAGGGUGGGGAGAGAUCAUAGAAAUUUUGCGCCAUCUGCUCCAUAGACUAAGUGUGCAGCUGUUCAGCUAAUGGCAGUCUUGUGGAGAUGCUCUACUAGAUUGAAUUCAAAACCCCUUGCCUACAGUGGGAGGAAAGUGGCUGUGAGGAAAGCAUCUUCUUCAAGGCCAUUUCCUCCUCUCUGCAAUCCCUGAAAAGGAGAGGGUGUCCUUUGCAGCUAACCUGGAAAAGUUUCUGUCCCACAUUAAUGCCAGAGUAAACCUCUUGGGAUUUCUAGAGCUGUGCUCAGGGUUGAGCCAUUGUGGUUAAUGGACCUAAGUUACUUAUGCCCAUUGUUUUCAGUAGGUCUGCUUUGAGCAGGACUAGCGUUAGAUGCAACCACUGAUUUCUGCCCUGGGGACAGUGAGUCUGUUGAUGGAUAUUUGUGGGUCUACUUUUGAAUUUCACUUUGUUGGAUCGAAAUUGAAUGUAGCUGAACCUAGUAGGGCUUGUAUUUUGUGCCAAAUUUAACCGUCACAGAUGUAAGCCAUUCUGGCAAAGGAAGAAUCAAGAAUGCGCUUUAACGCUCCCAGUUGUUCCUUUGCAACUGUUACUGUACUGUACCUGCCUCACACCUGAUGUCAUAUAGAUGGUCCUUGGGGGGAAACUGGAACUGCUGGCUGGUCUAAUUUGAGCCACAGACCAGAGAUUCCUCAACUGUGAGUUGAAGCUGGUAGACCUAGUUUUCAGGUACAUUUGGAAAUGUUUGUUGUGUCUUUCCUGUGGCCUUGGGCACAUUCUCUCACCCUCAGCCUUACUGCUGCAACAUUUGGAUAACAACUCAAACCUACCUUACAUGGUGGCUAUAUGAUCCCUGGGAUAAUGUACAGGAAGUGCUUUGAACGCUCAAAAAUAACACAAAUGCUGCUGCUGGUGGUGUUAACAUCAGAAUCAUUAGGUGUGUACAUGGAAUGCUUUGCCCAGGAAAGACCACCUGGCACCAGCUUUUACAUGCUUUUGGCACCAGGUCAAGACAUACCUUUUCUCCCAGCAUUUUGACUGAUUGUGAUAACACCUGGAGUGGGGGGGUGGAUCUGGAUGUGUGUCUUUGGGAGGGGGGGUAUUGUUUAUCAUUUAACUUUAUGGUUGCUUUUCAGUUGUGCUUGUAAGUUGCCUAGAAAUGCUUUGUAUUUGGCAACAUAUACCGUAUUUUUCGCUCUAUAGGACGCACUUUUCCCCCUCCAAAAAUUAAGGGGAAAUGUGUAUGCGUCCUAUAGAGCGAAUGCAGGCUGCGCAGCUAAGCCCAAAGCCAGAACAGGGAGAUGGAGCGCUGCGCAGCGCUCUGUCUCGCUGUUCUAGCUUGGGGUUAGCUGCGCAAAGCCUCCGCUUCACCCCGCUGCCCUGCGGAGGCUACGAAGGCUGUCCCCGCAGCCAGAACAGUGAGACAGAGGAUACGAAGGCUGUGCGAAGGUGGGGGGAAGGCUGCAACGCCAGUCCCACAAGCUCUGGGGGCAGCGGGAAGGCGCGCGACUCCUUCGCGCUGCUCCCUGACCUGGUUUGGAGGCUGGCGGUGGGGGAAAGCAGCGCUUCCCCCCGCCAGCCCCAAAGAGCAGGUCAAAAGGAACCCAAAGCCUCCGGAGCCCAGAGGGAACUCCCGCUGGGCUCCGGAGGCUUUGGGUAAACGCACCUUGAACGCAGAGAAUGCACCUUGUUUUAGAGGGGGAGAACAAGAAAAAAAAUUUUUUCCCUGUUCUCCCCCUCCUAUGGUCCGGUGCGUCCUAUAGAGCGAAAAAUACGGUAAGUAAUAAUAAUAGUAUCUUACAGAGUGAAAGAGGACAGAUCACUGUCCCAAGGAGCUUGCAAUCUAAAAUUCAUUACAAGAAAAACGAUAGCGGAAGGGAGCUUAGUAGAGGCAGGGGUAAACAGGCAAGCCAUAUACAGUUGUUUUGGUUGCAGGUAGGGGCUGAGUUACAGAUCAGGGUUCAGAAACAAAGUAGUUGGGCAAAGGCUCAAAGGUAUGUCAUUAGCAAGUGAAUUUUCUGCAGUGUAACAUGUUAAAUCUUCUCUUGCAGAGCUACGUGGCUUCAUGCAACUUCUUUAGACUCCCCGAAAUCUCCAGUUGUGACAUGGAUAUAGUGAACUACUACGUUUUUUGAUCACUUCAAUUCAGUCCCUUGCUCUGAACUCUUCAGCAGGUAAGUUGUUUCUUAAAGUUCUGACGCAGUUUAUUCAGAUGUGAUGCUCCUGAGAGGAGCUUUGUAUUUGUGCAGGGACAGCCCAACUCUGUAAGCAGCAGAAUUCUGUCUUGGGGGUCCCAGGAAAAUGAUAAUCCUCUCGGGGGCACCAUUUUCCACCUGCCCCCAAACCUUUGGACAUGAUGGCCUGUAGUGUGCAAGCAGCUGCCCUGAUUGCAGCCCUUCUUGCAAGCACGUACAGAGGUACCUCGGGUUAAGUACUUAAUUCGUUCCGGAGGUCCAUUCUUAACCUGGAACUGUUCUUAACCUGAAGCACCACUUUAGCUAAUGGGGCCUCCUGCUGCUGCCGCGCCUCCGGAGCAUGAUUUCUGUUCUCAUCCUGAAGCAAAGUUCUUAACCCCAGGUACUAUUUCUGUGUUAGCGGAGUCUGUAACCUGAAGCGUAUGUAACUUGAAGAGUAUGUAACCCGAGAUACCACUGUAAAUGGAAUGAAUUGAUCUAUUUUUUUCUUUCUGCCUUUGUAUUCUACUCAAUAACAACAUGUCAUCCGGGUGGCUUACAGGAAAUGACAAAUUCAUUCCCCAUAAAAUAAAAGCAAUAGCCCUAAAAUCUUAAGGGCAGCAUAAAGCCAGCGGCAGAGUGACAGUCUCUUCCCUUCAGAACUGGAAAAGGAGCUGCAGCCAGGAGAAAAUAGAAUGGCAAAAUGCAUUGUGCGGCCGCCGAGACCAUAUAACACCUACAUUGAAAGACCUACAUUGGCUCCCAGUACGUUUCCAAUCGCAAUUCAAAGUGUUGGUGCUGACCUUUAAAGCCCUAAACGGCCUCGGUCCAGUAUAUCUGAAGGAGCGUCUCCACCCCCAUCGUUCUGCCCGGACACUGAGGUCCAGCUCCGAGGGCCUUCUGGCGGUUCCCUCACUGCGAGAGGUUACAGGGAACCAGGCAGAGGGCCUUCUCGGUAGUGGCACCCGCCCUGUGGAACGCCCUCCCAUCAGAUGUCAAAGCGAUAAACAACUACCUGACAUUCAGAAGACAUCUGAAGGCAGCCCUGUUCAGGGAAGUUUUUAAUAUGUGACAUUUUAGUGUAUUUUUCAUCUUUGUUGGAAGCCGCCCAGAGUGGCUGGGGAAACCCAGCCAGAUGGGUGGGGUACAAAUAAUAAAUUAUUAUUAUUAUUAUUAUUAUUAUUAUUAUUAUUAUUAUCCAGCAGCAGAAUAUCAAGAGCCAGCCUGCGUGGUUGAAAGGAAGGUCCAGGAUGUAGCCUGACUUUCAAAAAUGCCUCAGCUCCUGCUUUUGAGCUAGCAGGACACACCUGCACAACUCGCGACUCACCAUGCUGAGCAGAUACAGCAAAUGCACGAUGCCUGCUAGUAAAUCUGUUUUGGCUCUUUUCCUGGGGCUGCAUAUGUGUGUGUUGGCAGGGCACGGUAUAUGUCACCGGGGGGCUGUAUCCGUCUUGAUGGGUCACGAGUUGGGCGGACCUGCAUUAGGGAAUGGCAGAAUGAACACUUUUGUGUGGUUUGCUGCCCCUCAAUCUCUGCCUCAGACCUGACCUCUGUGCCUGUAGGUAUAGGGCAGUAUGCAAAUUACAACAACAACAACAACAACAACAACAACACUGAUGUAAACAUUUACUACUGUUGUGAAUGGAGGUAUGCCAAAAAAAAGGAAGAAGAAUAAAAUGUCAGAUAAUUUUCUUUUUUGCCCUGCCCCAUCCUACAGAUUCUCUAAAAAUUCUGCACUGGGUGGUUUUUUCUUUCUUUCUUUUUCUGGCUACCCCACUACACUACGCCAACAUGAUUUGGGGUGUUGUGGGUCAUGCAGCUUGGCUGGAUGCUGACACGGUGGUUUCUGUUUCUGCUGCUAAACAGUCUCACUCCCCCAAAAAACUGUUGGAAAAUUUAUUCUCCACCCCUCUCGCCCACAAAUUCCCUGAGAAUAUUAAUCAAAGUAACACCCUCAAUUUCACUACCGAAAUAGUAGGAUAGAUAAUUUGGGGAGACAAUUUUAUCUCACCUCUAGCAUGAAUGCCUUGGCCAGUGGAGCACAGCUAAUUUUUUAUUUUAUUUUUUAAAAGCAGAAUAGAGGCUGCUUUGGAUAACAAAUGCAGUACUUUACACUUUAAGAAAAGAUUCUUUUUGUUGCCCGAGCGACUUUGGUUCCUGAAACCAGCUCCAUAUUUCUCAUAGUUUUCAUGAGCAGUGCAAACCUAACAGGGCUUAGUUGUUGUUUUCAAAGGUUUCUUGGUGUUCGUCUGCUUCAUGAUGUAACUUCCCAAAACAUGUGUAUGUGUGCAUGUCUUUGCCUUGAGCAGAGUGUGACACAGAAUUAUGUGUAGUGACCCUAGACUCUAUUUUCUGUUCCAGUUCUAAACUGUGGCAAUCUACAACCUAUUCUCAAAGGGCGGAAUUCAUUGUCACACUAUUACAAUUGUUCCAUCAGUGCAUGCGUUUUAGCUUGCCAGGUGAAACUCUUCAAGGCUGGGGAAACCCAGCCAGAUUGGCGGGGUAUAAAUAAAAAAAUAUAUAAUUAUAAGAGAGUUUCACUUGCCAUUACUGAUAUUUUUAAUUAAGAAAUCCCUAUAAGUUUCCAACAGUUGCCUGGACCCUAGCUGGAAAACUUCUAAGCUAAAAUGGCAUUUUCACAGUAAGAGAUAAAUGGCCUUGACUUACUAAGAGUUCCAAGGCUGCACUGACACAAUACACGCAUUAUUAUGCCACUUUAACAGCCUUGGCUUCCCUCAAAUAACUCUGGGAACUGUAGUUGGUUGUGGCUGCUGAAAGUUGUUAGGAGAGCCCUCAAUUCCCCGAGUUCCAUAGGAAGAGAGAUUGAUUGUAGCUCUGUGAGGUGCUUGAUAGUGUUCUGGAUGUUUGGUGUGGGUGCAGCCUAAAUCCCGAGGGGCUCUGCGCUCAGAGAAGGCUCCCUUCCUCUUGCAGGGUAUGGACAAUGGGAGACGGGGCUUUCAAGGGACACAGACCCUGUGCUCUGGAUAAUACUGAAAUGGUUGUCCUCUAAAAAAUACAUGCAUACAGUUUGCUAUUUUCCCUUCUUAGAUACACACAAGCGAGAACCCCAGUUCUCGGUCUCUUUUGUGUGUUUUAAAAAGAAGGGCACCAAUUUACACAUGCAUGCUUUCCACAACUGAUGUGGCAUAUGCACGUCAAUGCUGUUUUGCUUCUCCCCCUCCACCCCAUACUUUGCUGCAACACAGCGCAGAAAGAUAGAGAGUUGCCUGGUUACCUAGGCGAUGUGAGACUUCUCUCUCUCUUCCUGCACUUCUCUGCGGGCUGAGGGGCUUCCUUUUUGCCAUCUGCAGAGGGGGUGGGGAGUUACUGGGAUUGCUUGCCAGCCUAUCAGAUCCCCCCCCCCCUUUCUGGCUUCCACAACAGGAAGCAUUGCAUUUGUUAAUGUUUCACUAGGCUUAGGAGCAAGAGAAAUGGGAGACCUUUGGAGUGUGGCUCUGGGAAGCAGAGGAGUUGCAAACACUCUUGCUGCGCUUCAGCCAGACAUUUGGCAGCCUGGGGAGGGGGAGAAAGUGAGGGUGUUGUGGGAGAAGCCUGUGCACUGGGAUGGGGGCAGGGAGCCAUGAGGGAGGGGAGAAGAGACAUAAGGUGGAAGGCCAGACUGGGUGUCCUGUCCUGACGUUGUUAGCAUCUGUCCGUCUCAGGAAACAAUGGAGUGUGCCUCCAGGGAUGAAGUUGAAUCACUGUUUGCAGCACCAAAGUGACAAGCCUGGGCAGUGUGUCUGGAGGUCCUGGGCUGCCCAGAUGACAAGACACCCCCCCCCCCCCACAUACACACUUGGCCUUGCUGACAUGGUUCAAAGGAAAGCAAAGCAAGGCCUUUGGCACCAGUUUGGUGGCAGGAGUUGUGUCGGGCUUACUCCUUAGCCUUUUCUUCUCCCAAAGAUGUCCCACAAGGCAGCGGGUGCGGAUUUCCUCUUGGGGUUUACUCCUGAAGCCUUUCUCUCAUGAAUGAGUAUGGCCACAAGGUAGCAGAGGUUUAGGAUGAGUUUUCCUUCUCCUAGAUGGGCCACCUCCCCAGGUGGAUGACCCCCAUCUGCCCCUCACUUCCCUCUAGAGCACAUGCAGAAAGCGCCCUCUUUACCCUUCGACCAACAUUUGUCUCAUCCGCUCAAUUCGCGGGUUUCUGCAUUCUCAGUAGUGGGUUUUAUUUUCUAAACCGUAGCUCUUUUUCUGUGAUACUGCUGCAACAAAAUUGUGUUUAUGGUUGCUUUUAUUUUAAGCUUCUUUGAGGGUCAUAUGGCGGGUUAAGAGGCCUAUAAAUUUACAUAUAAAGUGGGUGGGUGUCCAAAAUUUAUACUGCUUAAUAUGAAAAAAAAAUUAUUGAUGAAAGCAGAUAUUUAAAAUAUUCAAAAGGUGAUUAAAAUCAACAGUAGCUAGCACAAAAUAAAACAUGUAAACUCCAUAUGACUGCAUGGGCAUGCUCAGAAGCGAUGUCUGUGACCAGUAUGGGCGGAACCAGCGCAUAGGAGGUUCCUGCCUGAUGUCAAUAAGCAGUAAGUUCCGAAGUGCAGAUGCUGCUACAUUAAAAUAUUGACUUCCUACAAGCAUGGAAUGAAUAUUAUGUGGCACCGUAGGUGUGCCAGUUUUUGCAUUGCUGGGGCUUGGGCUAGAUGACCAGUGGAGCUCAACUCUGUGAUUCCAUGUUUCUGUUAAAGUGGUCAAGUGGGCAUGUCUGAGGUAAGGCAAUCCCUCAGGUAAACUGGUUGCUUUAUAUACGCCUUCGACUUGGCCUGUUAUCAAAUGGGCAUCCAGUUCAGAUCUCUUGAGUAGAGGUGUUCUAUGAUGACAGGGUCUCAUUCUGCCCUAGCGGGAGUCCUUGCACUGCCUUCUGCUGACACAUCACAUUAGUUGAAUCUGGCCCAGAAGACUCACACACUCAGUAUACGCUCGAGAUACCGUACAUUAAAAUGUACUCUUCAUUUUCUCGGUGCUGAGAGCCUAUAACAAUUCAAGUGUAUAUCAUUUCUCAUGUUGAAAGGUAUGGGUUUUUCAGUGGGUCUCAGUUGCUUCAAAGGCAUCCUUCCAGUAGAGGGAGGCAUUUCCACAAGAAAACCCUAAACCUGAUAUCUGGAGAUCAUUAGCAUAAGAACACAAGAGCCUGCUGGAUCAGGCCCACGGCCCACCUAGUCCAGCAUCCUGUGCUCACGGUGGCUGACCAGACCAGCAGGCAGGAUCUGAGCACAAGAGCAGCACUUGUGGUUUCCAGCCACGGGGAUUCAGAAACAUGGCUGCCUCAAACUAUGGAGGCAGAGCAGAGCCAUCACAGCUGGUAGCCAGCCUUAGCCCUCUCCUCUAAGAACUGCUCUCAUCUUCCUUUAAAGCCAUAAGUGUACAUGCAGUCCAGAUUGCUCAUACUUGAAAACAAAAUAAGGAGCCAUUUUUCCUGGAAGCAAAAGGACAGGAUGUGCCAAGAAUGGCGUGUCCUUUUCAAGUGUGUGUAGGUGUUAGGGUUACAUUUCCUUCAUGCGCUGAAGACCACAUAGCAGCUGAGGUCUUGCAUAGGAGGUUGCUGAAAGCGAGAGAACAGGAAGCUCAAAGGAUAAAAAGGAGACUUCAGGCGUGGCUGCUUUUUACCAUCAUCCCAUACAGUGGUGCCCCGCAAGACGAAUGCCUCGCAAGACGGAAAACCCGCUAGACGAAAGGGUUUUCCGUUUUGGAGGUGCUUCGCAAAACGAAUUUCCUAUGGGCUUGCUUCGCAAGACGAAAAUGUCUUGCGAGUUCCUGCGGGGUUUUUUUCCCCUUUUUCCCAAGCCGCUAAGCCGCUUAUCAGCUGAUCCGCUAAGCCGCUUAACAGCUGAUCGCUAAGCCGCUUAUCAGCUGAUCCGCUAAGCCGCUUAUCAGCUGAUCCGCUAAGCCGCUAAUAGCGCUAAUCCGCUAAACCGCUAAUGUGCUUGCUUCGCAAGACGAAAAAACCGCAAGACGAAGAGACUUGCGGAACGGAUUCUUUUCGUCUUGCGAGGCACCACUGUAUUCUGCAAACAGGCUUGCAAACGUGAAAUGUAAAUGUAAUAUUAGUGGUUGAGGUCCUGUUUGCUGCCACAAUUGGGACCAUGCCCUGACCCUCCAACCAGCAGAAAAGCGUGGAGAGGGAAGAGGCAGCUCUCGCCGAUUCCCCUUUCCUCCUCUCUCCCUAAGGGAGGUAGGGAGGCAGAUCCCCUCUUUGUAGACCCUGUAUAACGACCACAAGGUAUAUCUUGGUUUUUCUGUGAGGGUAAACUUAGAUCCUUGAAGACUCAGGCAGGAGCUGAACCAAUAAAGAAAGAUUUAGUUUACAGAACGAAGUUGAUAAAACAAAGGAUGUGUCAGGAGAUAAAAGGUCUUUCAGGAAACAGUUAACUUAUUAAUAAUUAUACUUAAUCAGGUGGAUGAUACAGGCUUCUAAAGAAGGUAAUAAAUGCACAGCUUCUUUUAAAUGUCAGCUGCUUUAAUUCAGUUAUUACUCCUCAGUUAGAUGUUACAGGUUUCUAGACAAAAGUUUAUUUCCACUUCUUUCACUUCAGUUCCUAAACUUAGUUGUUGUGUAGGUGUUACAGCUUAAUACUUUGGUUCUUAAACACGGAGGUGGUACUUUCUGUCCGUUUCCCAGCCUUUGAGAUACUCCUUUCCCAUACUCCUGAGAUACCUCUGGCAGUCUAACAGACCCAGGGGAUCCCCAUGCACCCCUUUUUUCCUGGUCUGGGAGUCUUCUCUUUCUGGAUGAUCUCUCCCCUCCUGACUGGAAGGAGACCCAAGGAGAUGGUAUCCUCACAGCUUCUCCUUCUCCUGGCUCCAACUCAGCCCUCCAGUUAACUCCUGUCUGAAUGCUCUCCCAAGACACUCAACACCGUCUUCCUAUCUAAGCUCAGAGACUCCUUUCUCUAGCUGUAGAUAUUUUUCCCAGGGCGGAUGUUACACACGCAGACCAGGACCAACUCUCUUUCUCUCCCUCCUGCUCUCUCUUAAACCAUCUCCCCAUCAGAAUCCUCUCUCUGAAACGGCUCCUUAUUCUCCCUCCCAAAGGGCUGGCUCCAUCCCCUUCUGGCAGGCCGUUUUCAUGGCCUAUCUUUAUCUUGCCGUGUGGGUACUUGUGUGUGUGGUUUUUAAGAUCAAGACAGUUAAGAGGAAGAAUCUUGAGUUGUGAAAUAGGGCUGUGAGAAAGCAAAGUUCUGAACAACCCACAGCUCUGGUUUCCCAGGCAAUGGCAGGCCCCACACCAUAUAUAAGCACAGGAGACAGUUCUGUGGUUCUCCGGCUGAUGCUUCAAGGUCGCCCUGUUCAGAGAGCCAAUUAACAUUCUGCAAGGUAGGCAAGCUAAGGAACAAUUUACACAGCACAGAGAUGAGCAGGGAGUUUCAACUGUUUCAUUAUCAGUUGUUAUUAGAUGAACUUUCCCUGAUCUUAUACAUCAGUUUAAAAGUAUCUGCACAUUGGACAGAGUUUCUGAAGUGUUAAAUCAUCUUCUUCCUUAUCACCAUCCCUUCUAAUAGCAAACUUGGUGGUCCUGUACCUGUCAUCAAGGCAGUGAAACGGGACCAGACUAGGCAGGGAUUUCUGCAUACUUGGCAGAAAACGAUAAAGAAAAAAACUGAAAGCUCAGUGAGAGCCAAGCAUGCACAUUUCCCUCCCUGUGAAGUGGAAUUUUGAAGACGCCCAGUGUGCAGGAGAAAGAUGCAGGAGGAUGACCGAUUAGGGCCUGAGGUAUGCAGAAACACCAAACGUUGACAAACCAAAGUGGGGCACCCCCCCCAAAGAACCCAGGAAGAACUGAGCAUGCUCAGCUGCCUCCAGGAGCCUUGGGGUGUUGCAUCAGUUGGAGAAGAAAAACAGAAAAUGAGGGGAAGGUGUGGAUUCACCUCCUUAAGCCCCUCACUGCUUAUUGAUGUCAUGGAAGGGCACUGGGGGUCACGUGAGCACUGCCACCCCCACCCCCACCUCCAUGUCUUUAGAGCCCAGGAAGUGUGUCCUCCUCAAGCAAACCUCAAGUUGAACUGGAAUGUCUCUUGUUCUUCUUUCUGUCCAGAAGGACCCAGUUACUCUGAUGACCUGCAGCUGAUGAUCUGCAUUGGAAGUGGCCUGGAGCCAUGCCUGAAUGCAAUGGCAGACAAGGAUGAAUCCAGGACUACCACCAAGAUAUGUCACUGCUCCUUUAGAGGGAGUAUAGCUCUGUCCAGAACAGGCAUAGGAACCAUCUACCCACAGCACCCGUUAUCUUUCGAAGAUCCAGAUUCAUUUUAUUCGUGUUCCUCUAAGCAUGCAGGCGAUAGGGAUGGGUUAGCAUGACUAAAUUCUGCCAGAGUGAAGUACCAACAGCAAAUUAGUUUCAGAGAGGCUUCAGUGAUGCUGAGAUUGCUUUGUAUGGUACACAGUCCCAAAGAGUUCCUUUCUCAGGUUGAAUCAGAAAACGUUUCUCCCAGAUCUGUCUCUCACUCUGCAGACCUUGGAAAUCACCAACAGUCAUAUUCAAUAGCAUCUGGCGCAAUUCUGAGAUAUUUUUUCUAAAUUAACUAACCAGGUGGUCCCAAAAGCAGCCCCUUUAGCUCUCCUUUCUAUAUUUUCACUUGCCCCAACCUCGUCCAUAAAGAACUUGGUGUUGUAAAUUUGGGGGUGGGGGUAGGCUGUUUGCCUGGAUCCCUUCCCCGUUCCUGGAUCCAGCAGGGAUUCAAUUGCUGAAUUAGCCAGGCAAGGACCAUAAGGGCCUUCAAAGUGUGGGUCAUUAAGGUAACAAAGGAAGUGGCUCUGUACCAGAGAAUAACUGUCCGCUAGUUAGAAAAACAAGAGCAGGGUUGUGUGUGAAGCUAGAAGCAGGCUGGGCAGAACUGCAGGCUGUAGGCUGUAAGCUGGGAAACAGAGUCAUGCCUGAUUCUUGCUGGGAUCCAAGGCUGUGGCUGUGGGAGAAUCAAGACCCUCUUGGGGUAUUAUGUGAGCCCCUCAAUUGUAGACUCAGGUGGUCUAGAUGAGUAAAUAAGCUAGAUGGUAAAGGUAAAGGGACCCCUGACCAUUAGGUCCAGUCGUGGCCGACUCUGGGGUUGCGGUGCUCAUCUCGCUUUAUUGGCCGAGGGAGCCGGCGUACAGCUUCCGGGUCAUGUGGCCAGCAUGACUAAGCCGCUUCUGGCAAACCAGAGCAGCGCACGGAAAUGCCGUUUACCUUCCCGCCGGAGCGGUACCUACCGGUAUUUAUCUACUUGCACUUUGACGUGCUUUUGAACUGCUUGGUGGGCAGGAGCAGGGACCGAGCAACGGGAGCUCACCCUGUCGCGGGGAGACAAUCGGCAAGUCGUAGGCUCUGUGGUUUAACCCACAGCGCCACCCGCAUCCCAAGCUAGAUGGUAUAUAUGAAUAAAUAAACCAUAUAUCAUUAACUCACAUAACCCAUACAGUGGUACCUCAGGUUACAUAUGCUUCAGGUUACAGACUCCGCUAACCCAGAAAUAGUAUCUCGGGUUAAGAACUUUGCUUCAGGAUGAGAACAAAUCGUGCCGCAGCAGCAGCAGGAGGCCCCAUUAGCUAAAGUGGUGCUUCAGGUUAAGAACAGUUUCAGGUUAAGAACGGACCUCAGGAAUGAAUUAAAUACUUAACCCGAGGUACCACUGUUUAUCAUACAGCAAACUCAAUCCAAGGAAAGCAAACUCAGGGUAAGUGCCUGGAACCCCUGGGAACUUUCAGGACUCUGAGAUCUCAACACACGGUCCCUCAUCUAAUUUGAAACUUAGCAGAGCCUGCUUAGCUUUGCAAAUGUGCUAGCAGUUUUGUUGCUGCACCACUAGGGGUUGUAGGCAGAUUAGCAAAAGGUAGAGGCUGGGAAAUGUCCUCUGAUUUUUUUUUAGUUGCAAGUUGGUUUAAGCAUGUUUUGUGUCUUGCUCUCAUGGAAAUAUUAGCACGUGAUAUGUGGAAAGCAAGGAGCCAGGCUAUAUUUGACAUGGUGUGGUUUCCGUUUCUAACUUUCAUAAAUACUUCUUGAGAGUUCAUCGCCUCUCAACUACCCACGCUGGGUUUAGGAGGGGCUGUAUUAUCGCUAACCUGAUUUCAAUGGAUACCACUUCUUUCCAGUCAAAUACUGGAAUAAUGACGCAUGAGAGACCAGUCACUGCUUGCUUUGUUACUGUUCUUUAUUGUACUGGAGUUUGCAAAAUUGUUCUUUGUUUUUGUUUGUUUUUUACUGAAGCGUUUUAUUGUUAGUCUCCAGGGGUAUUUAUGCUUUCUUUGAGCCCAUUGGUCACAUGUCAUUUGUUCUCUCUCAGCCGCAUAUGAUCAUAGACAGAUACGAUCUGGUGUUGUGACUUUGAUUAGUGCAUUUAAUAAACUCAAUCCAAACAGCAGAAAAUACAUCCUUUGUCUAUUUGCCAACCAUAGCUAAAACGGGAAGCCCCAUCUAUAGUAGAUCCUUUCCUCCUAAACGUAUUGCACUUUCUCAAGAGUUUCUGGGAACACCAUCACUGUUGUACGUUAUAUGUAAUUUUCCUUAAUGAGCAAGGCCACCACCAGAUCUCCUCCUUUUAUGGAAUCCUAGAAUUUCAUAGAAUCAUGUAGUUAGAAGGGACCCCCAAGGAUCAUCGAGUCCACCUCCUGCAGUGCAGGAAUCUCAAUCCAUUUUUGUGAAUCUCACAAAACAUGUAAUGGCGCAGGGUUUGGGGAGCACAUUCUUUGGCCUGGCAGGUAGUGCUCAAUGUGCCCACUCAAAAUCAUGUUUAGUGAAGUCCAUCUUGGGGUGGAGAGGUUUGAACAUGAAACUUAGAAUCCCUGUACGUUAUCUUCCUUCUCCCCCUCCUGCAUCUUCCAAAGGCACAGGUUAGCCUCCCCUAACAACCUCACUUAUUAUGGGCUCUCCUUUGGGUUCGUUCAGUUGUUUGCAUUUGUUUCUAGAUUAUAAAUUAUGGUUUUGUUUUUUAAAAAAUAAAUCCCAGUAGCUUCUUUACAUGUUAUGGGGUGUUUGUUCAUAGUGAUUAAUAUCAUUAUUGUAAGCAUUAGACACUGCAUAGUAAAUUGAGUAGAUUAGAUAACUGGAGUUUACCGCAAAAGCACAUGGUUGACAUAUGAUGUGUUUGUUAAACUGUAACAUGCAAAUCCGGGCUGAGAGGCAGGUGCAGAUGUUUUUGGCACUUACCUACCAAAAUAAACUGUUCUUGCAAGAGAUCUGUUCAACGUGAGUGGUUUGGGGGCAGAGGGGCCCCUAAUACUGUGCAUUUCUUUUGUGAUUUGGGGUUAGGGGAGUAUUGUGACCAGAUAACUGCCUAUAGGCUCUCUUCAGUGUACCUAGAUAGUUGUAGAAUAUUUUUACAAGAGAAUGGAAAAUCUCAGGAUGCCAGGAUACUUAAAUUCCCGCUUUGGGUGGAUACACGGCCUGCCUUAGAGCAGGGCUAGGCAACCUAAGGCCCGGGGGCCGGAUGCGGCCCAAUCGCCUUCUAAAUCUGGCCCGCGGACGGUCCGGGAAUCAGCGUGUUUUUACAGGAGUAGAAUGUGUCCUUUUAUUGAAAAUGCAUCUCUGGGUUAUUUGUGGGGCAUAGGAAUUCGUUCAUUCCCCCCUCCCCCCCAAAAAAAUAUAGUCUGGCCCCCCACAUGGUCUGAGGGACAGUGGACCAGCCCACGACUGCAAAAGGUUGCUGACCCCUGCCUUAGAAAAAGAGCAGAAGCUCUUGUUAGGCUAUUUCAACUGCAAACGGCUUGGCUCUGUCAUAUAUGCUGCUGAGCUCCUCCCACUUUUUAAAAUUUCAAGCUGAGUCAUCUCUGUCUGUUUCUCCAGGUUGUGGUGUUUUAGAGACCAAAUAUGCCCCCCCCCGCCCCAUUGUAAAACUUCGCCUUUGAAGCUGUUAUGAGGUGGAAGCGCCCCCAGCAACCAGCGCUGCAGGACAUCUUUGAAAUGCUUUUCCAAAAGCACCCACAUCUCCUUAAAGAGACCUCCUGUUUUGACCAGGAGGCUUAUCUUGUGCUUUCAGCUUAAGCAACCUCUUAGACAAGCAGAUUUGUAAUUUGCCCUGGUGAAAGACACACACACACACACACACACAGAGAGAGAGAGAGAGAGAGAGAGAGAGUUUGUGUGUUGUAAUGUGGCAAAGAAUCGGUGGUUACGAAAUCUCCAUACGUCACCCUUAGUGGGUUGCUUCCCCCUCCCUUAUUGGCUCCGGUUACAAGAGAAGGGGGGGGGGAACCUCUUGAGAAUUUAGUGAAGCUUUUACUAUGGCAGGUGGAACAUGCAUGCGGAAUGAGAUUCUCAGUUUUUUUUUACAAUGGGGAUGAGAAAAAGUUUUGCACAACCUUCCGGUUUAAAGGGCCCCUUAAUAUGUAAAGGACAGCAAUGAGGAGUUCAGCUUUAAAAAAAAAAAAAAAGCCUGGAGAAAUUAUUAACCACAAUUUAUGACGUCAGAGUUGAUCUGAUUAAAGGUUUGUUUUCUUGCUGGCAGAGGUGUGUUCUGUAGAGACUGGUUCUCUCUUCUUUGUUUUUUGUUUUGUUUUUUUAAGUUUCAUUUUUGAACAGCAAACGGAGAAGCUGCUGCUCCAGCUGCGUGUGUGUGUGUUGUAAAAAGGAUGGUGUUUCUCUAGCUGCCACGCACAAAACAACACAUUUGACCAUGAGGACUCUUCGCAGGUUGAAGUUCAUGAGUUCGCCCAGCCUCAGUGAUCUGGGCAAGAGAGAGCCGGCAUCCUUGGAUGAGCGGGGGACCCAGCAGCGACGGGCCUGCUCCAACGCCACCUGGAACAGGUACGGUCUUGCAUAUCCCCCACGCACACAGGCAGGCACCAGGAAUUUAUUCCACAAUAGCCAACGCAGCCAACACUGCAAACAAUCACUUCUGGCUCAGAUUUUAAAGAGCAUGUGCUGUGCACACACGCAGCAACAAGGCACAACACAGUUUGAAGUCUGAUUUUCAUAUGAGAGGAAACUUCCAGGUUUUUCAUGCUUCUAGCCCUUCUGUUAGAGCUGUCAUACACAGUUUUCUCUCAUUUCAUUCUCACUGGCAAUGACUGUUAAGAUCUAGGGAACCCUUUUUCUUUUGCUGGCUAUUAUGUCUCCUGGUUGCUUUGCUUGUUGAGAAAGUAGGUGUAGUUUCUCCUUUCCCAGGGGAGGGUGGUUUGUUUAUGGAACAGGAAAAACUGCAUGUGUUUUGGUGAUGGGGGGGGGGAGAGAGAAACACUUGAAGUGGGUUGUUAAAUAUAUUUGUAGCUAGAAAUAAAUCACGGGGAGAGAGAUUUACUGAAGGAAUCUCUGCCAUUUUUUAAAAAAUACAAAUAAAAAAUGCCAGAGUUCCCUAUGUUAUCACUAAGGUUUAACCAUUAUUGAUGUUGGCAUUUGAAGAAGAAAAAAGGGAGAAGCAGACCAAGUUACGACUAUAAUCUCAAUCCGGGCCUUACUAAAUGUUAUAUGCACGUGUGUGAAAUGAAACCUCAAAAGACUUUUUAAAAUAUUUUUGACUAGAAACACUGUGGUGGGGGUGGCAUUCAGUUGAAAGCAGAGAAGUGGUGGUCUGGGAAAGGAAGGAGGAGCUCUAAAUUGUUUCUCUCCGACCCCCCCCCCACCCUGAAAAGACCUUCUCUUUUUGAGCCACUCUCCUGGGCGCUGAAUGCAGGGGCGAAGGGCCUCCAAUGGUUGGGGGGACAGGCUUGUGUGGAAUAAUGCAGUCCCUUGGGAACCCAAAUCCCAGGAUGUUUAGGAUUUUGAAGGCCAAAAACAGCACCUUUAAUUGAGCCUGGAGGAGGAGGAGGAGCAUGAAUUUACUCAUCCUCUUUACGCAAGUCUCUCAAGGCCAUGCACAAUAAAAAUCAGCAGAUUUUUUUUUUAAAAAAAAUAGACAGCGAUGGCAGAGACCCAUUCAUCCAGGUGGCAAACCACACCAUAAAAAAAAUGUAUUAAACCGUUUCUAGAAAGUGCAAGCAGUGGUCACUUGUCGAAUCUCGACAGGAAUGCUGUUCCACAGAACAGGUAGCCAUGCCGAAAGCCCUGUUUUGAGUUGCCAUGGAGUGGGCUUCUGAUCUUUUGGAACUUGUAGGAGCAGCUCUUCUGCAGACUGCAGUGACCUGCUGGAUAAAUAAUGGAUAACACAAUCUCUAAAUUAACUUGAUCCUGAGCUGUACUGGGCCUUAUAUGUUAGUACCAGCACCUUUAUUCUGGUAGUCUGGUAGCAGAGAAGACAAUUAGUGGCUGCCCACUCCGAUGGCUCUACUCUGCUUCCAUGGUCAGAAACUAUACGCUUCUGAAUACCAGCAGCUGGAAACCUUAGGAGGGGAGAGGGCUGUUGCGUUCAGGUCCUGCUUGGCUAGACAGGCCACAUGCUCUCAUUCUUAAGUUGCCAACCAGUGGAACUCCCAGAAGCAAGAUGUUACAUGCAGGUUCCCACAAGCAACCUGGCCACUGCAUUCUGCACCAUCUAGUCUCUUCACCAACCUGAAGGGCAGCCCCACAUAGAGCACAUGGCAGUGGUCCAACUUGGCACUACCAGUGCAUGGACAACCGUGGCCAAGCUGUCCCAAUCCAGGAACAGUUGGUAAAAGGCACUCCUAGCCAUCACAGACACCUGUGCAUCCAGGGAUGGGUGGAUCCAGGAGUGCCCUCAGAUUACACACCUGCUCCUUCAGGGAGAGUGUGACCCCAUCCAAGGCAAGCGACUUACCAAAUUUUCAGAGCCAGGAAACAUCUGCAAAGCCUCCAUCUUGCCAGGAUUCACACACAUUUUUUUUCAUGCCCACUGCUGCAUCCAGUCAUCUUCUCAUCCAUCCCCAAUUCAGAUGUUUCAGAGAAACAGUGUAGGUGUUGGUGUACUCAUUGGUGUACUGAUGCCACCUCGUGCCAGAUCUCUUAGUGACCUCUCCUAGCAGCUUCAUGUAGUGUUCAGUAGCAUUGGAGACGGCGUAGCACCUUGUAGUAUCCCAGGGGACUGAGAAGCACUCAGCCAGUGCCAUAACCAUCCCUGGAGAUAAGAUAGGAAGCUCUGUAUAACAGUGCCACCCAAAUCCCAUCUUCCAUAGACAACCUAGAAGGAUAUCAUAAUCGAUUGUAUCAAAAGCCAGUGACAGAUUUAUUUAGAGUCACAGGGUCACAUCUACACUAUCCCUUCACUCCCCUUUAAGCCUGCAGCUGUGUCACCAUGACCUUUUCAAGUACCUUGCCCAAAAGGGGGGGGGGAUUUGUGACGGGGCAGUACUGGUAGUUGUUAAUACGCCUAGUCUUUAAGAGGGGGUGGUCCCCAUAAGGAAUAGGCUGAAUACAACUUUCCUAGAUUGAUAAUAUUAGCAGCAAAUCUGUUUUGGGAUUGAACUUCAGUUUCUUAGCUCUCAUCUAGCCUGUUACUAACUCUAGGCAUCUGCACAGAGUAUCCAUGAUUACAUCUGGACCACAUGUAAGAGAGAGAGAGAGAGAGAGAGAGAGAGAGAGAGAGAUGGGUGUUAUCUCCAUAAUGAAAUCUACCUCCAGCUCCUCUGAUUACUUCUUUCAGUGGUUUCAUAUAAUUGAUAGGUAGCCUGUGGAGCACUGUAGCAUAGCUGCCCCGGUGCCAAACUGCAGCCACCCAGCCCAACAUUCUGCAAAUGAUCAUCAGGUAGGAAUAAGUGUAAAGCAGUGUACCCAAACCAGACAGGCAUUUCUGAAAAAUAUUGUGGCUGAUGAUAUGCUGAUGUGAGGUGUCAGGGAAUGGACACGUGCCUUCUGUCACUCUCCUAUUACAGUUUGACCAGUGGCUGACCAAAGCCACUUCAGUUCCCAAUCUGCCUAGAAGAAGGCAGAUAAAAAUGGCUCCAGAAAAUGAGCGUCAUUCAGGAUACCGGGAGCCUCACAUCUACACACUUUGAACCAAGAAAAGGAGAUUUGCAACUCAGUGAUAGCUGGUGAAAUCACCAGGGUCCAGGAAGAAUCUGCCCACCUGUUUCUAGCCGCUGUUAAUACUUUUUUAAGAGUUUGCCACCAUCUAAGUCCUAAUCAUCAACCCAACCAUUUCAUUGUCUUAGCAGAUCUGAGAAUAAGAAGUGAUUGUGUUGGUUGUCUGGGUCAUCUCUGGUUUCUGGAGGUCAACCAGGGCAUCAGUUUGUGCACCAACCCAAUCAACUAGACACCCUUGCAGAGCUGUCUGGUCCUUCAGCCCUGCAGAGGUUAGCAAGAACCAGUGGCUGAAAUUAACAUACUCGCUCUGCUUUCCUUUACUCUGAGCCUCUCAUUGGUGGGCCACUUUAAGGAUGAGAUGGAGCAUAACAGGUCAGGGGUAGGCAUAGAGUAUUAAGGGGGCAAGAAAAUAGCAUUACUGAUAGCGGACUUGAUUUGGCCCUGGAGCUACUGCUUGCUGUUCCCUAGUCUGUGAAUCCACCUUGACAAACUCCUUAAUCACACACAAACACCAUGGUAAUGUCUUGUGACCUCAGUGGCCAGCCUUUCCUUAUUUGGACUCGGGGUCUAUUUUUUCUCUUGCCUUGUAGGUAAGCUGCUCUAAUGCCCCCUGGCAUAUGUCACUACUUAGCUGUUUCGAUUAGCCACCUGAAGUGACACUGACUUGUGAGAUGCAAGACCUUUGCUCACUUAAUAUGCAUCCAGGCGAAUAUUGGGCAUAUAUGUGCCCAGGUGCUAUGAUAGCCUGUUGUUGCAGCAAAAAAUAGCAUGCUGUUUGUUACAGAAAAAAUGGCUUAAAUUAAUAAAAUGUGUGUGCAUAUGAGUUUUGAGGAAGGGGAGAAACAUACUUUGUUUUUACCCAAUGCACACCCAGGCCACAGCAAGCACCGUCUUAGAAGAGACAUUCUGUCUUGUACAGCAGAGAAGAGGCAAUGCCACUCCUUAAAGUGCCUCUCAAAAUUUGUGUACAUCUGCUAUAAAAAGUCAUUUUGUAAAAACAAAACAACAACAACAAAAAACCAGAUUGUCGCCUGAUUAAUCCAGGGGACUUUUUAAAAUGUUUAACUCAAUAUUGCAGACCUAAUAAAUAUAUUUAUUAUACUGACUAGAUUAUCUGUACAUAAAAUCCAGUUCAAAACUUGAGAGAGAUACUUUUCCUAACAAGCAGUAGAGUGGUUUCCUAGGAAAUGUCCCAGUUUGUCAACUAUUCAUUUUACCAUCUCUAUUCAGUAGUAUUCCUAGAAGCCAUAAGAUAGUCUCUCUGGACAAACCGAGGUUCCAAUUGAAAGCAAACUUUGAUUUUAAAAUAAAUUAAACAAUUGUCCAGUAGCACCUUAGAGACCAACUACAUUUGUUCUGGGUAUAAGCUUUUGUGUGCAUGCGUACUUCUUCAGAUACCAACUUCAGAUACUAACUUUUGAUUUUAAAAGUUACGUGACAGAAAAUACAAGCACACUAAAAGCUUUUCAGCAAGAAGACAUCAAUAUGUCUGUCUUUCGGGCAGUCUUCUCAGAAAGUUACAGUGCAUUAUAGUCUAUGGAAUCCACUUUUUUCUUUUACUUGUCCUAUCACCCUGUAGCCAUUGGGUGGUCAGUUGUAAAAUCACACAGGGCUCCUGCACCUGUAUUGUUAAAUGGAAGAGCAAAUUUCAACGGCUUUUGGUGUCUUCUGAUCAACUUCCGUCUUCUUCUUCCGCCAAGGAGUGUGGUGGAGUCUCCUUCUUUGGAGGUCUUUAAGCAGAGGCUUGACAACCAUAUGUCAGGAGUGCUCUGGUGGUGUUUCCUGCUUGGCAGGGGGUUGGACUCGAUGGCCCUUGUGGUCUCUUCCAACUCUAUGAUUCUAUGAUUCUUUGAAUCCAGCCACCCUAUGGGGAGAAAAGAACGUAAGGAUAAAAUGGAGAGCAGCUGCAGCUGCUUCAGUCAGUCAGACUUCUAUUGUUUAUGGCCAGUGGCUAUUUCAUUAUAAAUUGCAAUACAUCAACAAGACGAUCCACUUAAAAUAUAUCGAUUUUCAGAACUGCAAAUGACCCAAAAUUGAAAUUGAAAAGUUCCCCAAAUCAUUUAGAAUUUUAAAAAAAUCCUGUUGACCGUCAAUGGUGUUCUGCAAGUGCUUCAUCUCUCCACUUCUUUUCAAUAAUCUUUAAAAAAAGUUGGACUCUUGGCUGCAAUUAAGGAUGUGAGCUUGUGACUGAAAAUUCCUGGUCCGUAGGCAAGGACAAGCUUUGGCAGAUCAAGGACCAGAAUGAGAAUUUUUGGCAGACCUGGUUCAGAAAUCGGGGGAUUUUGAUGCAAAGAUCACUUGGAGGUUUGUUUGGUUUUUUACAGUGAAGUGGCAUAUAAAUUUGAUAAAAUAAAUGCAUUAAAUGCAAUGAUGAAGAGCCUUCCACCCAGACACUGAUCAGGCUCACCAGGCAGUUUCCAACUCAGAGCCCUCACCUGACAUCUUCCUUCACACUCUUGAGUUCUCCGAAGCUGUGGCUUGACUUCACACCACUUCUAGUUGUGACAAGAUUGACAUCAGGUGAUUGGCAGCUGCUUUGGCACCUGUCCCUUCCCCAGGCCUGCCUAAGAUUCACAAUUGGUCUCAGCUUUUGGAAUUCCUAGCAUGCUUUCAUUCUCUGCAGGGAUUUCCCUUUGAUUCCAAAGCUAAUGUGAAACUGUCAGAUCAAAGCAAGCCUUCUGCCUGGUUUCUGCUGUGCAAAUUUAUACUUUAUAAUUUCAUGGCCUCUUCAGCUUUCCCAUGAAUCCUCAAAACAGCUUACAUUGCCUGCUUCACAGCCUACACAAGCAAACCAACCUAACAGCAAACAUAAGCAUAAAUUACAUUACCUACCAGUUUCAUUUAAUCACUCAAAAUUUGCAUAGGAUUAAAAUAACUUCGAUUCUUUACUUUCUUUGUGAAGUCUUUAGCUGCUCGUUGAAGUGGGGCAGGACUGGAAUAAGCUCUAGAGUGCUGAAAACAGAACAGAUAAUAAUAGCAAAAAUGAAUUCCAGGCUUUCUGAUCUUUGGCCUAAUUUCUAAGACCAAAAGGAUAGGAUAUUUGUUUGUUUUCCUUUUUUGUGCCCCUUAGAAAACAGUGGCUGCUUGUAGGAUUAACUGGUAGUGUUGGAGGUUGGGGGGAAGGAAGAGACAAUGAUGUAGAAAGAAGGGGAAUAUAAACCUGAAAAAGACAAGUGUCUUAAAAUGGUGAAAUUGAUCAGCAGUGCAAGUAAGUAGACAUUUUACACAUCAUGUAGGCCAAAAUCCGCCCUCACUGCUGAACUGCAUGUGAAGAACACGAUCUGAGGGAAGGAGCUGCCACAGGUACCUGGUCUAACCACUCAACCUCCUUGCCACUGAGACUCUUCAGUGAUGCAUCAAACCUUCACCCAGUUCCCCAAGUUCUCUAUGACAGAGUCCUGGAUUUCCCUGUCACAAACAACACGUUGCUCUUUCCCUGCUUCUGUUGUGAGUUGACUGGGACAAGGGCUUGUUGUUGGACGUUAGGAGAGCAGGAUUAUGGCUGGAACCUCUAGCCUCUUCCCCCAGUCCCAGAAAACCAGUUUCCUCCCUUUCCGCAAAACAAUAGACAGCAACGUACCAAGUACGACCAUGUUACUUACAGCAUUUGUUUAUAUAUGAUAUCCUGCAUUUCAUGGAUUCUAAAGAAGUAUAUGAAAUAAUCUUGUAAAAUCAGACGUCUGCAAAGCUAGUUUUAAAUGGAUAUUCCUUAACUGGGUACCUCGGUUUAAAAAGCUCCGCUAUCUUAUGUAUUCAUGGGAUCCAAACUCCAGGUCCUUAUAGAGAAAGACACCCUUAGUUUGGUUAUUUCUUUACAGUUCAGGGAAACAGAAUAAUCCACUGUAAAAGGUUAAAAGAAAUGAGAAGACAGCAAAAUAAUAAUAAUAAUAUUUAUUUAUUUAUUUAUUUAUACAUACAUACCCCAGCCACUCUGGGUAGCUUCCAACAAAGUACAGUGGUACCUCGGGUAAAGAACUUAAUUCGUUCUGGAGGUCCGUUCUUAACCUGAAACUGUUCUUAACCUGAAGCACCAGUUUAGCUAAUGGGGUCUCCCGCUGCUGCUGCGCCGCCAGAGCAUGAUUUCUGUUCUCAUCCUGAAGCAAAGUUCUUAACCCGAGGUACUGUUUCUGGGUUAGCGGAGUCUGUAACCUGAAGCGUCUGUAACCCAAUGUACCACUGUAUUAAAAUGCAGUGGUCUGUUAAACAUUAAAAGCUUCCCUAAACAAAGAAACAUACCAUAGGAGCAAAGGACACGACCCAUUCAAAAGAAACCAGGCCUGGAUCAGCAGAAGUGAAAUCAAAAUAGUUUUUCUGUCAGUUCUUUCCCUCAAAGCACAAGAAAGCUAUGCAACAUUACUUUUAUGUGAGAUGUUCAUCUUUUGUGUGUGCAUAUAUUGCAUAGAAAGGCAGUUCCCUCCAUUCCUUCACAUUUUAGUGUCCGUAAGAAUGGGGACUAUGCAGAUAGUAGCAGACUGAGUCCUACUUGAUGAAAAACUGUAAGCAGAGACUGCAAGGAAUCCUUAUCAACACCUCAUGUCGUAGCUGCAGCCAUUUUAAGUUUGUGCGGGCGUCAGAGCACCCCUAGCUUAGAUCUUGGGUUGCAAGUCAUUUACUGGGGUCCACGGCAGGAAAGAUUUGCAAAGUAUGUUAAUCACAAGUCUUGUGCAUAUAAAUGAGCUGGGGGGCUAAUUUGCUGACUUCAGCAUCUUCACAUUACCAUAAUUAGUGUAUAGUUUCUUGAGAAGAUGUCAAGUGUUGCGCAGUAUCUUACUCUUACGCAGUUCUGAUCAAUUAUGAAUAAGUGGCAGUUAUUAAAGCUGAAGAAUGCUAUUACUUUUGGGAGUUCUUGUUCCCUUACUCUUUUUGCAAAUUUGUCACCCUCACUUUUUGAUAGCUCUGUGUGGCUAAUGAGAGUUUCCACAGUCAGCUGGUUCAACUUGCCCAACAUUGUCUGCAGGGAGGGAAGCGGGGGGAGCCAGCGCAUGCAGGGAGAGUGGUCUCCCAGGGAGCAGAAAUAAGGGUGGGGACAAAGCAGUUGAAACUGGGAGCCAGCAGCAACAGGGCUUAAGCAGCAGCAUCAUUAUAUUAACUGCCUCAUCACAGAGCCGGCCCUGCCUGUGAGGGUUGUGGGACUGAGAGAAGGGUCUCUCCCAAAGGUCUCAGAACUCAGAUAGGUUUGUAUGAGGAAAUGCCGUCUUUCAGAGACCCUGGACCCUGCUUGAGAGGGCAGGGAAUGCUGAUUUGCUACACCAGCUCACAAGCUUGCACAGUGGACAUGCUUGGAUUUGGACUGUUUCCAUCACACAAUGGUAGCAGGACUAGCUCAGGAUCCAGCCAGGGCCGUAGCUAGGGGGUGGUGCGGUGGGCCCCCACCAGGGGCGCAGGCGAGGGGGUGGGCGCAAAAUCACCUUAAAAAUAUGUCCAGCAGUUUGAGGCAGAGUUGUAUAAUCCCCAUUUAGCAGAAAAACCUGUAGGUUCUGUAGAUAGACGCAGACCUGCUUUAGGAGGAGUGGGGCAGGGAUUUUCCAUUCCCUUCUGCUCUGAAAACUAAAGCCAAGCUGGUAAUUCAAGAAGGAAAGUUUACUUGAGUGACACCCGUUGCUCACCAUGCUGCCUUGGGAUGGUACCCCAGCUCAGGUACUGCUCACAAACAAACCACACCUGUAUUGUAUGGUAGAUGGCGUGGUUUUCAUGAAGUGUGGUGGUAGGACAGGGAUUUUGGUGACUGCGCCAGUUUGAGAAGAGUCUGCCUGCAUGGCCCAUGGUUCCUUGAAAUGUGUUCCUUGAAAUCAGAGUUUUCAUUAGAGAGAGAGAGAGGAAGAACUUCUGCCUUGAAGCAUCUCACUACUUCCCCAGAUCUGUGAGCCUUUUAAGGUCCCGAUUAAUUUAGAACAAGUGAGGGACAAAUGACACCAAGACUCUUUUGUUCCCCCUCCCAUUAAUUUAUUAAGUAAUAAUAGUUAGGAGGACCUGAGCAGUGUUUCAUGCUUUACAGUAAUUAUACCAUCUUUGUAAUGCAUAAAGAUGUAUUAUAUGUACAUAAUAAUAUAAUACAUAACCCACACAUUAUGAUGAGGAACAUUUUGCUGGUGGAAGAAAUAAGAAAAGGAUAUUGAAAUUGUACAAUGGUGACAGAGACCCUCAUCCUAUGUCCUUGGUCCAAAGAAUUUGUGCCUGAGUAGUGGGGGUGUCUCGAGAUCUUUUCUCUUCCAGAAGAGCUUUUCAGACUGCAUGGGGAUCACUUCUGAAGAUCCCUGAAUUUUAGGGGCUGCUUCUUGAACGGGGACUUCGAAACUGCACUCCUCUCGUGGAAUUGUCUGUGAAGACCUUUGGAUUGUGACCUGACCUGGCAUUUAAGCAACACAACCUCCCAGCAUUGUUAUUUUGAGCUGGGUUAUGUUCAGCAAGAAACACACAGAAGAGUUCCUUUUAAGUUGGAGAAGAAAGUCGAUUUUACUUUAAUGUUCUCCCACAUUUUGUACUAGUUUUAUGUGUGCAGCAAAUUUUUAGCUUGGGAUGUGAAGGACUUUCAAAAAUACUAACUUCUACCUGCAGUCUCACGUCACCUGCAAAAUAGUUAGAUCAGCUUUUGACUGGACUAUGAUUUAAACAAGAUUCCUGCAUUGCAAGGGGUUGGACUAGAUGACCCUCAGGGGUCCCUUCCAACUCCACAAUUCUAUGAGGCUGUGACUAUUACAUAUCCAGAGCAGAUUAUAUCCCUCCUUGGAAGGAGGACUUUGUUCUCCCAAAGCCAGUGAAUCGAAAGUGUUUCACUGGGUCAUUUAUAGAGCAGGAAUAUGCAAUGCAAAGCAUCACAGAUCAGAAAAUUAUAAUCCUAUAAGCUUCAGAAGCAGAAUUCUGUUACCUAGGUUGUUAUUUAAAUCUGACAGACAGGAUGAGCAACAACAACAAAGAGAGCUGUAGUCCUGUUGAUUCAUCCAAAGCAAAAGAAUUGAGCGAGUUUCAAGAAUUGAAGACCCAGUUUCAGAUCCUGUCUUACUCAUGAAGCUGAUGAGGAGGCCUUGGGCAAGUUGAACUCUCUCAACCUAGACUAAAAUGGCUUCUUUGCACAAAGGAUGGAAUGCAGUGGAGUAACUUAUAAUUAGUUGGGCUAAUUGCGUACCCCAGAUGUCCUACUAUAAUUUGUUGGUGGAAACAAACCCUUUUGUCUUCAAACAAAUCUGAAUACCUCCAGUAAAAAUUACAAAUGCUUGCAAGAUGGUGGCAGAAAGUAUAUUUCAUAUUCUGAAUGUAUUUCAUUUUCUCUCUGAACUGAAUUGCGCCUGAGUCGUACUGCUGUCUGCGGAGACAUCUAGCCUCAAAUCUUUCAAAUUGUCCGCUGAGUGUAUCUACAUGCUGUCCCAAACCUGCUGACCAGCGUUUCCAUUCUGUGUGUCUCUGAGAGAGGAGUUCAGACAAAGAGCUACUGAACCAGCUUGAAACAGUUAUCAGCUGAAAGAAGAAUGGGGAGAGAAGAGAAAAACCAAGCAAUAUCUUCUAUUUUUAUCUGUUCAUGCAUUUCUGCAUGGUUAGGUAGUGGCCUCAUUGCCCUGGCCUGCCAGCUACGGUUUCCUGUAAAUGGGAUGAUGAGGCCGGACUUGCUGCUCAACAAUGAGGCUCAACAUGAAACUGGAAGCAUGUUUUGGUGAUGAGCUGCUGCGACCGCGGCAAAAGGUCAUGCAAACACAGCAAUUAUUGAAGCAAAGAAUCCCACCACUUUCCUCUACACACAGGAACUCUUUUUUGUCCUUUAAGGUGUGCUGAUUGAAGUGCUGGCUUUCUCUACUGUGCAAAAUACGAAUGGCAAUACAGUAGCAUAACAGACUAAACGCUCUGCAGUCUAUUUCCCCUUUAAGCAUAGAAUAGGAGAGGGGGUUGGCAAUCCAUCCAGGGGUUCAGCCCAGCUUCCUGUCUCGCCCUUGAUCCUGUAUUCCCUCCAAUGCAUCUCAGAUCCUUUCUCCUGUGCCAGCAGAGAUUAAGGGAAAGACUUCUUUGGCACCUCUGCCAAAGAGCAGCUAGAGGCUUGAAUAGGGCCCUCACAUUAUCAUCAUCUCACCUGCUGUCUCCCUGGGUCUGUCUGAGGCAAACAAGGGGAAAGCUCUGCCAAAGACUGCUUUCUGCUCAUGAUUGCAUCUUCUGCUCAUGAUUGCAUCUCAUGAUGGCCUCAACUAGAGCCAGGGCUUUCUCGGCUGCGGCUCCAAUCUGGUGGAACGCUCUGUCACAAGAGACUAGGGCCCUGCGGGACCUGACAUCUUUCCGCAAGGCCUGCAAGACAGAGUUGUUCCACCAGGCCUUUGGUCAGGGCCCAGCCUGACUCCUCCUCUGGCAACCUGCACAGAACUUUGCUUAAUGGUUGCCAUUAAUUUGAUUUUAAUUAAUUUUUAUAAUGAAAUGUUUUAGAAUGUUGGAUUAUUUGAUUGUUUGAUUAUUUGAUUGUUGUUAGCCGCCCUGAGCCUGGCUUUGGCUGGGGAGGGCGGGAUAUAAAUAAAAAUUAUUAUUAUUAUUAUUAUUAUUAUUAUUAUUAUUAUUAUUUUAUAUAUUUCAUCAAAUAUUGCAAUAUUACCAUUAAUAAAAUAUCACAUGUAUCCUGCCCUUCCUCAAGCAAGCUCAAUCUAUAUCUAUCCUGUAUUAUGAAAUGCAGCAUUUUUUCCUUAAAGCAGCUUCAGUCUGAAUGGAGAAGAAGAACAAUAGCUCAACUGGUUAGAACGUGGUGCUGAUAACACCCAAGGUUGCAGGUUUGAUCCAAGGUGGGUUGGACUAGAACAGGCAUAGGCAAACUCGGCACUGAGAUGUUUUGGGACUACAACUCCCACCAUCCCUAACUAACAGGACCAGUGGUCGGGGAUGAUGGGAAUUAUAGUCUCAAAACAUCUGGAGGGCUGAGUUUGCCUAUGCCUGGACUAGAAGAUCCUCAGGGUCCCUUCCAACUCUACAAUUAUUCUAUAAUCUAGCUGAGUUUUAAGCUCGUAAUGUUUACCCAGUCAUAGUUGAUGGUUAUGUCUGUACAGAGGGAUUUUCAAAUCGUCACUCAGUUUUGUCGUUGUUGGACAGGGAUUUGAACCCAAGUUUUCCCUGAUCUAGUCCAGUAUUCCAUCCAUUACAUGCUUUAUCAAAAAGAACUAGAAGUUAGAACUUCUCCAUCUUUUCCUCCAGCCUGAUUUCCAUCUGUUCUGUCUUCUUCACCAUGCUCCUUGCAGCAGGUUUGUGGGUUACCCCUCACUUUCUGCGCUUUGGAAGUAAUUGUUAGGAAUGCCUAAAAACUAAAGGCUGUGAAAUCUUAAGUUAAAUGCUGUGCAGCUUGUCACAAAUGUGCCUUUUUCUUGCAGUAUCCAUAAUGGAGUCAUAGCUGUGUUCCAGCGAAAAGGUCUUGCAGAACACGAGCUCUACAAUCUGAAUGAAGGAGUCAGGUGAGUCAGAUCAUCAGAUUAUACACCUGUCCCAAGACACAGUCAUCACCUCGGAGGGUCAUUGUUUCAUAAGUGAUCUGUACCAUUUUACUUUAUUCCAACUAUUGAGAUGGUGGCACUGGUGUUAAUGACAGUGUGCAGAGAUGUGCACAAAGGCAAGCCCUCCUCAAGGAAUUAACGUAGGUUCUGCAGUUGUUGUUGGCUUCCAUCUUUCUUGAGAGACAAUGGAGUGUGCCUCCAGGGGUGAAGCCAAACGGCUGUUUUAGCAGCACCAAAGUGACCUCCCUGGGGUGCAAGAGGGUAGUUACCAUAUUUUUGCCCCUGAAAAGUUCAUACAGUUGAAGAGAGGAUGAUGCAAUGCUCUUUCUAGCUUCCUCCUUCACCUCACUGUGCUUGUCCCUUUUCAUACUAGCCCUGCAACUUUUCAGAGGUGCCAGAAAACAGCAGGGCUAAUCAUCAACCCUCCUUUAGACAGCAGCAGCCAGUCCUGUUUCGCUGCCUGAGGCGAAAUGACAAGGAUCUGGUGCCCCUUGGCUGAAGCCUCACUUUACUGGGGUUGCAAGAUCUCGCUCCUCCUGUCUGGGGCAGCAGGGGCAGGCAGGGCAAGGGUGCUGCCCCAAGGAAUUCACCACCCAAGGCAGCUGCCUCAGGCUGCCUCAUGGGUGGGCUGGCCGGCCCUAGCUGUAGGUAAAGGAGACAUAAUUUACAGUAAAAUCCAUUAUGUGGUUGCUAUAAGCGAUAAUGCCUUUUAUCCUUUUCUUGAUGCCCACUGAGGCUAGAAUUCUCUGCCCCUCCUCCAGCAGCCUUCUUUGUUUAUCUGCUGGCUGUGGACAAAGAUGCUGUGCCUUCACCCUGCCCAGCAUCAAAGCAAGCAGGCUUGCAGCAAACGCCUGGAGCACUGCAUGCCCCUGUUCUUCCCCUGCCAGCCCGCUGCAUUUCUACACUGGCUCUAGAUAAGGGCCAUGUUCCCUCCUGUGGGUACAGCAUAAAAGCCAAGAGCUGGCAGGAAAGGUGUAGGUUGCUCCAUGUCUCCUUCACCAGGUUUCUAUAUUUGCUCUAUAUUUUUCCUAGUCUGUUUUCUACUUAUAAGAGAGGCUGGCAAAGAAUUGAAGAAUGCUCUAUUCAUCCUCUACUGGGCCACUUUUAGGAGUUAAACAAAUCUGGUAUAUUUUAUUUUUUAUUAUUUGUAGUCUAGGGUUGACUUUGUAUGGGUGGGGUAAAAGGAUAGGAAGAGAAGACCAUGAAAAGCUUUCCAUGGCUGGUAAAGCUGAAACAAGCCUCUCCUUUGAAGGUCUUGGCUGCAUUUCCUAAGGGCUAGUUGGAAUUGUUGUUCUUUCCUGUGCUAUAUUUUUUGGAGCAGGCGUAUCUUCCCCCCUGCACUGAUUAUGUUGGUAAGAAUUUCAGAUAUUUACUGUAUAAGAAGAACAGAAUUUGAUAACAAAUAUGCUUUUAACAUUGUUGAAUGAAUGAGCUGAUGCAUAGGGAAAAAAGCUGUCAGAGUGGUGGAAGUCUAAGGCAUAGAGGGUCACACUUGAGAGAGGGAUCAGUUGUGUCAAAGGCAACAAAGGAAGCAGAGCAAGAGAGAGAAGAGACCUUUGGGCCUGCCAACAAGAAGAUUGUCCAUGAACUUAGCAAGGACAUUUUGGUGGAGUGCAAAGCGUGGAAGCUAGACUGUAGGGGGUGAGGAAUGGAGCUGGAAGAGUAAGUCAAGUGGGAGUGAGCAGCCUGCUGAAAAAUUGAGGAAGACAAGAAGAGAGAGGAAAUUGUGAUAAAGCAGGAUAUCAGUGACUCAAGCUUUGAGGUAUUUUUAGCUGCUUCCAGAUGCUGGUAACAGACAAAGCACAUUGCAGAAUUGCUUUGCUAACCUCUGCUGUGGCUGUUGCCCAAUACAAAGGCAGCUCCUGCCUCUUUCAUAAAGGUUUUUGUAUAUGGCAGUUUUGAAUACCUAAGCUACUUUUGCUUUUCUGAAUUAAAAUUGAAGGCACCAGGAAAGUUAGGCUCGGCUUACUUUUAAAGCCUCACAUCACCUUGCCAACAAAGGUCUGUAUAGUUAAAGCUAUGGUUUUCCCAGUAGUGAUGUAUGGAAGUGAGAGCUGGACCAUAAAGAAGGCUGAUCGCCGAAGAAUUGAUGCUUUUGAAUUAUGGUGCUGGAGGAGACUCUUGAGAGUCCCAUGGACUGCAAGAAGAUCCAACCUAUCCAUUCUUAAGGAAAUCAGCCCUGAGUGCUCACUGGAAGGACAGAUUGUGAAGCUGAGGUUCCAAUACUAUGGCCACCUCAUGAGAAGAGAAGACUCCCUGGAAAAGACCCUGAUGUUGGGAAAGAUGGAGGGCACAAGGAGAAGGGGACGACAGAGGGCGAGAUGGUUGGAUAGUGUUCUCGAAGCUACCAGCAUGAGUUUUACCAAACUGCAGGAGACAGUGGAAGACAGGAGUGCCUUGGCGUGCUCUGGUCCAUGGGGUCACGAAGAGUCGGACACGACUAAACGACUAAACAACAACAACAACACUGAGGGGCAAACUAGAUGGGAUGCAAUCUGCAGGUUUUUGUUGUUUGUUUUUACUUCAGAACAAGCAUUCCCAUGUGGAAUUGCUCAUUUUGUCCAGUGCCACUAUUUCAGUAAGUGUUAUGUGGUUCAACUAUGAUCUAACAAGGUAUUGUGUCAUUUUUGAUAGACGAACACAUUUACUCUUGCAUGAACAUUCACUGGCCAUAAAGUACGGUGCAUGUACAGCACAAUGUGAUGGUCACAUGAUUUAUUAUUAUUAUUAUUAUUAUUAUUAUUAUUAUUAUUCUCUUUGGAACAGGCAACUACUGAAAACUGAGUUGGGAUCAUUUUUUACUGAAUAUUUACAGGUUGGUACAGUUUGCUUUUUAGUCUUUUACUUUUCCCUCACGCUGUUCACUGAAGCAGUCUGCUGAACAAAACUAUUGACAGCAGGCGCUUCUAACCUGAGUCAGUCCCAUUGAACUAAAUAGGACUUACGGAACAAUUCCGAUGGAGGUCAGGGAGCAGCAGAGCAGCAGAUCCACCACCAUAGCAGAAGUCCUGUCGGCUCAUGUUGGCCAGGGCUGAAGGUGCAGGUAGGAGCUUUGUCACUCUUGGUGCACCAGCUCCAGUCUGGCACAGCUGAGGGGCCAGGACAGACAUGCAGAAGAUGCUGCUAUAAAUUAGUUCCAUUUUAUUAAUUCAAGUCAUGUAUCUAACAUUUAGGGGGGUAAUAUUUGAAGGACGUUUUCAAAAUUAUGAUAUAAAGAUGGCCAACAUAACAUUGAAAGACUAAUGGGGGGCACUUUUGUAGGGAUCCUGGCUCAGGCCAGAGGAGUUUAACCUCCUCCCUACACACUGUGGCUGCAAUGAAAACUAGGGGAGCCCCACACCUAAGGUUAAGGAAUGUUUUGGACCCUGACACGGCUGCUAGCCAUAGGGCUGGGUUCAACUAGCUAAUCCCAAUAGUAGAAGCUUGUGCAAGGACUUCCAUGAGCUCAAUAGGGCUUGCACUGAUGGAGCAAUCUCCUUAGUGCUGUGGUGAAUUCCUCCCAUAAAUUGUGGUUUGAUGCUCAAAGAAAACAGGAUUUAUCCUUGGCUGCCUCCUUCUCCUCACUUUCCCUGAGCUCUGUGUGGAUUGUAGCUGAGACAGUUGCAGAGGAGUCCUCCCUAGCUUGCUGGCUAUUAAAUACCUAGCAGCAAGCUUCACGGAUCUCAUCCCCCUGCAACUUCCUCAUAAGACAUCCGGAGCUUGCAUGCUUGCGAGUUGCCUCCCUUUUGCCUUGGCAACUGUUUCUACAGCUCUGCAGCUGCUGGCUUCAGCAGACUCUGCCAAGGGAGCUGCGCCAGUGGCUGGUGGCAUCUUCUGCUAUUGCACAUGCAAGAAUAUGUGGUUGUUUUUCUACAAGCUCAAAAAUUAGAAAGUGACAAAAAAAACCAUACAAGCGUGUGAUUUCUAAGCCAGCCCAGUCAUGUGAGUUAGCACAAGUUUUUAAAACAAUCCUACACUAAACGUUCCCCAGUGAGUAAUGUGAGGGGUUGAAAGGAAAGCAGGAUCUGACCCAGGCUAUGCAGUCCAGUAAAAUCCACACUAUAUAAUUCUAGUUUCUUUGCAUAUUGUCUGUUUCCAGGUUUAAUUUUCCUGCUUUCACAGCAUUAUAAAUAUUAAGAUGGGACAUCCCAUACAUUGCAAUUACUAUUCACGUAGCCCAGUAGAAGCUGUGAGCAACCCUCCUCUAAUGAACUGCCAUUAAAAAAAACCCAAAAUACCUUGUGGUUAAAAUAUGGAAGUAAUAAUCUAUCAACAAUUCAAGGGAAGCAGCAUAACAUAAAUGGAAAGUUGUUUUAUGUUGUAUUUGCAGAACCAGCUGCUUACAAAAGGCAUGGUGAUCCUGAGGGACAAGAUCCGGUUUUAUGAAGGUAAUUGAGGCAUCAAUUGUGCCUACGGAGCUUGAUCCAAAAGCGCAUCCAAAUCAAAACUCUUUCUUCAACUGGCUUCAGACCAGAACAACAGCCUGCUUCUGCCCCAGCAGUCGUUUAAUGUUCCUGCCUGCUGAACAAGGAAAUGAAGUUGGUCUGGCACAUCAGCUGAGGAAACGGCAGCCUCCCGUGUGGCUGUUUACCUUUUGCCUCAAAUUAUAAACCUCUUUAUGAUCAAAUAGUCCUGUGAACAUCAGUGAAAAACUGCAGAAGCCAAUUCACUGAGAAUGUUCCUUCCCUUAGACUCCACUCUUCUGUCAAAGAGCUCAUAGCCAUUUCCAUCCAGGUUUGCUUAGCUUCUGCACUGGAACUCCAUUCUGUGACUUAAGGCCAUUCUCUGGGACUUUAAAGCGGGGUGGGGGCAUGUCUCAGGGGUUGCACAUAUCUGGGGCUGCACAUAAAUCUCCCCUCCCCUCACACACCUGCGAAAAAAGUAAGUUUGAAUCUUAUUAAUUUAGGAGAGGGUGUUAAUCAGCUGCCCUUCAGGGGCUUGGUUUUAUUGCUUUUUAAAAAGGAGGGUACACACAGACAGUCGUUAAUUCAUGCACACUUCGUUGAACUGGUACAAAAUCAUUCGAGCCUCACCAAAUGGAGCUUGAACAAAAUCUUCCUGAUUCAAGAGGCAGGGUUUGCUCUUAUUAAGCCUGAUUCACAGUUUGCACAGCAAAUAAAUCUCCUGUAUCUCUGCAUGAACUUUCAUGUUUGAAGGAGAUUCCCAGUGGUAUGAACACAAGACUCUACAGUAGUAUGCCAUAUACCAUCUCAUGCAUCACGGUGCCCAUGAACUAAAUGGUUGUGCCGCACAGAGCUCAUCUGUGUGUUUAGCUGUUUGUCUUUCAAAUGUAUGCAAAGGGAAAAUGGAAAAGAGCUCCUUCCUUUGCAUGUAUUUUAAAGAAACAAGAAGCUCAACGUAUGCACAGUUCUGAUGUGGCACAUAAUGCAUAUAUUUGGUAGUUUGCUUUUCCACCUUUGUACAAAAUACCCUUUUAAAAAGAACUCUUCAGUAUGAGCCCUUGGACUAACCCCCCCCUUCCUAAUUUGUAGGACAGAAACUUCUGGAUACCUUGGCUGAAACGUGGGAUUUCUUUUUCAGUGAUGUCCUGCCCAUGCUUCAGGCUAUAUUCUAUCCUGUGCAGGUAAAAUAUUGCUCUGUUACUUUAGAAUCAGGAAAAACCAGAAGAAGCGACUCUGCAGGUUGAUCAGCCAAGAGCCAGAUAUCACAGCGGGACAACAGAUGAGGAAAUACUUCUGCCAAACACAUGGGGGGGUGUUUUCAUUACAGAGAAUUGCCUGUGUAGGCGUGUCUCUCUUCAUAGCAUGAUGUUCACAGUGUCACUAGAAAAUUAUAGCUUGAACUUUCAAAAAGUCCCACCACUUUCUCGGCCUAGAUGUGUCCAGUACCUCCAAAAUAACUGGCUAGGAUCCAGAGAAUCAGUUGAUUUGUUUUGCAUUUCCAUGGGCUAUUUGGAGUUAUGAGGUUUGGGGAUUAGCUUUCUACACCACCACUCAUCAGUCCUGUGACUAUCGCAAGCCACUUUCAAAACUAAGAGGAGUGUCAAAAAAGUUUGUAACUUUAGAGAGGUUUGAAAACAAAACAUUCCUAAAUACAAUAUCCUAAGAAACAUGAGUUAAAUUCACCACUGUGAUUAAUAUUAUUUCGAUAAACCUCUAUCCCCACAUAAAAUGAUCCAGAUUAUAAUGGCAGAAAUUUUCAUAGAAUUAGUCAGUUAUAGGAUUUCUAUAGAACUACAGAAAGUCAAGUACUAAAGAUUAAUAGAUCAGGACAAUAACUUUUGGAGGGCCCAAAAUACUUCUGUUGCAUUUCCAAUGUCAUCACAUUCCAUACAAAAACAAAUAUUUAUUAUUAUAUAUAUCCAUCUCCUUAACCAAACUCUUACCCAAAGUAGUAGUAGUAGUAGUGGCAGCAGCAAUAGCAAUUUUAUUAUUUAUACGUCACCCAUCCGGCUGGGUUUCCCCAGCCACUCUGACCAGCUUACAGCACAUAUAAAAACAUAGUUAAACGUCAAACAUUAAAAACUUCCCUAUACAAGGCUGCCUUCAGGUGUCUUCUAAAAGUUAUGUAGUUCUUGGUCUCCUUGACAUGUGACGGGAGGGCACCUCUGCCUGGUUCCCCGUAGCUUCACUUCUGUCAGUGAGGGAACCACCAAAAGACCCUCAGAGAACCUCAGUGUCCAGGCUUGAACAAUGGGGGUGGAGACGCUCCUUCAGGUAUACUGGACCAAGGCCGUUUAGGGCUUUAAAGGUCAACACCAACACUUUGAAUUGUGCUCGGAAACGUACUGGGAGCCAAUGUAUUUCUUGUGGCUGAAAUUAUAGUUGGGGGGGGGAUUGCUCCAUAAUUCAUAUGCCCUCCCAAAAAUUGAAAACUAGAAAUGGAAUUGAUAUAACCAGUCUUGAUAUUUUACAUCAUCUUUGCAUUAAUUUUUACAUUAUGAAACAUAUAUGGCAGAAAUCAGCCAUUUUGAUGGAUUAUAUAAAUUUUAAAAAUGAAAGUAAAUACCAUCACAAAGGUUCCUAUGGUAAUUUCCCCAUAAUUAUUUGGAAUAUUAUAAAGGCAGAAUCUGUUCAUUGUUCUUCAGCUUAUGAAUCUCCAUUUUGUCCUGAUUGUACAUAAAGUUUGUGUUCCUUACUGCCGAGACUAAAUUAGGGAAUCUUCCAUUAAAUCAAAAGGACUUAAGCAGGCUUAACUGGCUUCCACAAAUAAAUCUGAAAGCAAGCAAACGACAAGUGUUGAAAACAACUUUCAUUCAAUUGUCUCUUUAGGGAAAGGAGCCCUCUGUCCGACAACUGUCUCUGCUGCACUUCAGGAAUAUUAUAACUCUCAAUAUUAAACUGGAAGAUGCCUUGUCCCGUUCCAGAGCGAGGGUUCCUCCUUCCAUUAUUCAGAUGUUACUUAUCCUACAGGUACGGAUUUUUCUCAAAUAUAUAAAUUGUGUUUGUGCAUGACUUUAGCGUAACAAACUGUUCAAAAGGACUUACUGGUGUUGACCCCUCUUAGAAGAUGCUUUCGUUUACUCCAUUUGGUGACUCUCCAUGUAGCAAGAAGCCAUUCAUUGAGAAGUGCAUCGUGUAUGUUGAUUCUUGGGGCAAGAUGCCAUUAUUACCACCCGCACCACACAGGACAGCCAGAACCCAUGUAUGUGGUGGCCCAUGAUGUAAGAAUUACUACUAAGUAAUCAGAGAAGGUGGGACGCGGGUAGCGCUGUGGGUAAAACCUCAGCGCCUAGGACUUGCCGAUCGCAUGGUCGGUGGUUCGAAUCCCCACGGCGGGGUGCGCUCCCGUUGCUCGGUCCCAGCGCCUGCCAACCUAGCAGUUCGAAAGCACCCCCGGGUGCAAGUAGAUAAAUAGGGACCGCUUACCAGCGGGAAGGUAAACGGCGUUCUGUGUGCUGCGCUGGCUCGCCAGAUGCAGCUUGUCAUGCUGGCCACGUGACCCGGACGUGUCUUCGGACAGCGCUGGCUCCCGGCCUCUAGAGUGAGAUGAGCACACAACCCUAGAGUCUGUCAAGACUGGCCCGUACGGGCAGGGGUACCUUUACCUUUAUCUUUAAUCAGAGAAGGGAUGGUUUGCAAACAGAAAAAGUUGGUUAGUGAUAAAGUUGGUUUAUCACAGAAAGUACACUUGUCUUAUAAACCACUUUGUGGAGAAUACAGAAACUGACCAUACCUGGCUCCUAGAUUAAAGGAAGCCAAAUGGCUACAGGAAGGCCAUGCUCUUUUGUUCCUCUGCUUUACUUACCUUUACAUGAACAACAAAAUGAGGACAUAGGAGGCCAUUUACUAUAUGGUGGCAUACCACACAGGCAGGCAGGCAGGCAGGCAUGGCAAGCGAGCUACUCCUGAUCUGCUCUUAUCUUGCCUGGUGGCAGGAGGAGAACUUUAUUGCAACCAACACUGAGCUCUGUCGUUGUUGUAGGCUUGUACUUUUAAAACAGCUGUGUGUGGCCUGUAAUAGAGGGGAGACCAUAUCAAAAGCUUUUUGGGGCCCUUUGUAUGUAUUCGCCUCUGCUUCAUAAGAUUAUCAGGGAGAAAUGUCAUGUCAGCAGCUACCACAAUUGUGUUCAGUGUUGUGUAUGGAGAAAACUAUGGUGGUGACUCUUCUGUAAAUCCUAAUGCAGGAGUUAAUAAAAGUUACAUUUUUUAGUUUCACAGUUCAAUUUCAGUCAAAGUUUCCUGUUCCAUACUAUACCAACAACAUCCUUUUUGGGUGAGGCCACCUGCAACAGGAGGAGGUGGGAUUCACUCCUGAAGUGGUAGGAUGUUCUGUACUAUUUCAGACUGCACAUGGGAGUUCCUAAUUUUGAGUGCUCUCCUCUGCUAACUGAGCCUUGUAUUAAAUAGCAAGGGCUGUUUGCGCAACUGGGCAUGAAUGAAGGCAGAACACGAAGCUAGAGUUCUUUCCCAUUAGGCCAAUGAAGAUGCCUGUCACCGGUGGCAUCAGAGUAAACCCUGAUUAUAGAUAACAUGCUUGGAGAACACUGGAAGCUCUGUUCACAGUGUAAAAGAAUGCAAGAAUCCUGCAUUGUGAAUGCCUGGAAGUGGGCCAGGAACAGCUCAGGAGAGGACGAGGUCAAGCUGGAACGGAUUCCACUUCCAAGGGCAGCUCCAUAGCCAGCCACAGAAGUCCCCCGACAGCACUGAAAGUCAAGAGGAUGGAAAGUGCUAGUUGUACAAUAAGGAAAUCUCACCCCGAUCCUGAGCUCAUUCCUAGGAGGAAGGGCUGAGUUUGUAGUCACUCAUACCAAGCUAAUGACACCUCAAGGCAUUGUUUUCCCCUUCAGAGGCUACCCCAUGAAGCCAUGAACUGGAAAUGUAUUUAUUUAUUUAUUAAAUUUGAACACCACCCUUCAUCCGUAGAUCUUAGGGCAGUUCACAACAUAAAAUUACAAUAUAUAAAGCACACGUCAAGGUGUGCUUUUUUUGCAAGAAACUUCUUAAUGGAGAGGUCAUCCUAUAAUAACCUUUUGUCAUAUAAAUUUACUAGCCCAAACCUAUGCAUAUUUACCAUAUUUUUUGCUCUAUAAGGCUCGCUUUUUCCCUCCUAAAAAGUAAGGGAAAAUGUGUGUGCGUCUUAUGGAGCGAAUGCAGGCUGUGCAGCUAUCCCAGAAGCCAGAACAGCAAGAGGGAUUGCUGCUUUCACUGCGCAGCAAUCCCUCUUGCUGUUCUGGCUUCUGAGAUUCAGAAUAUUUUUUUCCUUGUUUUCCUCCUCCAAAAACUAGGUGCGUCUUGUUGUCUGGUGCGUCUUAUAGAGCGAAAAAUACGGUACUUGGAAGCCUUUGCCAGGGACUGGCAUUCAGUGGCGCUUGCUCCUUAGAAGGCAAUUUCAGUGUGUGCGGAUGUGGAAAGGCAUACAUAGAGUUCCCUCUGUUGCACAUAAUACAUCUAUCUGCCUUUCCCCCCAGACAAAUGUAAGUAGGGCCUACUUUCAAUCAAAGGUGCAUGGGUAGGACUCAAAUCAACUUUUUUUGUACAUUUGCCUGCUGUUAUGAAAUACUUAGAAGCAAGGGCCAAAGACUUUCCUAGUUGUCUCUUCUGAGGAUCAAACAAGACGUGAUCCUAAACGUGUCACUUGUAAGUUCAUCAAGGAUGUUUGAAAAAACAACGAAUAAUAGUCAUGAGGGACGAGCGGUUUUCCCUGGAACCACCCGUGCACAGGCAGGGGAAGUUUAACUGUUACAAGUUGUGAUCCCAGUGAUCCCAGCCCUUUCCUUGCUGCUGUGAGCCUUGGGCAGGGGAAACUCCCACCGACACCAACAGUAAGGUGUAGGUGGCAGUUUUCAUCAGGAUCAUGACAUCAGGAGGAAAGGUUAGGACUCCCGGGUGCACUGUGGUCCCACGGUACCCUAUGCAUCUUUUUUUAAAAAAUCUGCUAUUGGUGCCUCAAUGUUAAGCAUUUAUUUUCAUGUGUGGUGCCUUCCGUGGUUUGGCCCUGAGUGUUUAAAGGGACAUUAAUGUAAUUUUAAACAUGCACUUCCCAAGUGAUUGUGGAAGUCGCAUGGGUUGAACACACCAUGGAGAAUCAGCUGCAAGGAAAUUGUGCCUUUAAAUGUACACCUCUGUGAAUAGUAGCAUGUAUUGGAUAUUUAAAUAACACCCAGGCUUCUAUGUGACAGACAAGAAUUUGCCCUUAGCAAACAUCACUGUAUUCUUAAUAAAAAUAAUUGAUGGUGUUAGCUUAAAAGGCAGUAGCCUAAUUAUUAAGAUACCAGAAAAGUUGCUCUGUACAACCUUACAGAGAUUUCCUAUCCACUUCUUUAGUCAUACUUCAAAAGCAAGAAAAAAACCAGUCAAACUGAUUUAGUUAUUCACAGAGGAUAAGGCUGUGGAAAUGCCUUUGAAAGCUGAAAUCCAUCAAAAUGAAAAACUCAUGAAUGUUUUAGUCCUGGAACAUAGGUGUGAAAGGGUGGGAGGGUGUUAUCCUCAUAAGCACUCGACAGCAGUCAAGCCAGCAUUCAUACUUCUUCAAAGCACUGCAUAGGAUAUCUCUUCAAAGAAACUUAAGGAAGCCAAACUUAGCCGUUUAAAGUAGAUUCUUGCCAAUCCCUCCGCUUCCUGCUUGGAGAUAUACACACAUUAAACUCAGGUAGCUAAGCACAUCUCAGUUUGGAAGUGAAACAGGGCCACCCAAAAAUAAGGGCGUGCCCAUGCUCGGGGGACUCCCUAGGUGUGCAGAAAUAUGUACAUUGGUGGUUUUUUCUUUAAACGUGCUUUCUAAAGCUUCUAGCAUAGCUUUGUUAAUUCUUAGGGUUGCCAAAUUGUAGAGCUUUUCUGGGGAAAUCUCCCCCCAAAAUAGUGAUUUUAAGCUUUUGGAGCUGUUUCUUUUGUGCAGCUACAUUUCAGUGGAACUUGCAGAGGAGAACUUCCUGUGACAUUGUGCCCUAUCUGCCAUGGAUGCCAUAGCUGAGACUCCAGCAUUGCAGGGGGUCAGCCCAGGGCGGUCAGGGUCACUGCCAUCUCUAAAUUAACAAGGUGUAAAGUGCAUCAUCCUGAGCUUGCUGGCCCAGUGGUCUGACGCAGUAUAAGGCAAGUUUUAGGGAAAACACCAGGGGCAGAGCACGUGGUUUGAAUACAGAAGAUCUCAGCCCCUGGCAUCCCAGUUUAAGGUCUCGUAUCACAAGACUGGCAAAAACCUCAGCCAGGGCCAUUUUCCUUUAGGUGAGCUUUCCAUGAGCCGCUACAAGUUUUUGACUCCGUGGUUUUUAAAUCUGGCAUAGUCUCUUAUGCUUUUAUACUUUUAGAUACAAUGCCUUCUGUGUACAUGCACGUGUUAAGGAAGAACAAAAAUGAUAUUGAAUAAAUAAAGAGCUAAUGCUGGUUAGAAAAAGCUGUCUUGGACUGAUUUGGUAUGUCUGGUAUUAGUAUGUCUUUGAGAUUUUCCGCCUCAGGCACCAGAAAGCUGUUGACUUCCCCUACUAAAUAAAGCAACUGGCAGAGAAUAAGCAGGUGAGCCCUGCCUUCUGCAAAACUUCCAAGCAGCCUACCUGAGAUCAGGUCAGAUCAUAGAACUGUGUCUAGCAAAGGACUUGGGGAGGCAGCACUUUGCAUUUGGGUAGAGUAAUUUAACUCCUUCCUGCUGGGCCCCCUGACCUGCAGCUAAAGUCUAGGGGCUUCCAGUUAAACUAUGAGACCUAGCAAGUUCUAAUUCUGACGAAACAUCAGCUUGGGGUGGGGGGGGGAGUAAGACUAUAUAUAGCAGAUUACAGGUAUUUUUUAUCAUUCCUGUAUUCCACAGGAAUACAGGACACGGGUGGCGCUAAGGGACGCGGGUGGCGCUGUGGGUAAAACCUCAGCGCCUAGGACUUGCCGAUCGCAUGGUCGGCGGUUCGAAUCCCCGCAACGGGGUGCGCUCCCGUCGUUCGGUCCCAGCGCCUGCCAACCUAGCAGUUCGAAAGCACCCCGGGUGCAAGUAGAUAAAUAGGGACCGCUUACCAGCGGGAAGGUAAACGGCGUUCCGUGUGCUGCGCUGGCUCGCCAGAUGCAGCUUGUCACGCUGGCCACGUGACCCGGAAGUGUCUGCGGACAGCGCUGGCUCCCGGCCUAUAGAGCGAGAUGAGCGCACAACCCUAGAGUCUGGCAAGACUGGCCCGUACGGGCAGGGGUACCUUUACCUUUUUAUUCCACAGCAAUGAUGCACGUGUGCUUUGUUUUUAACAGAGCUAUCAUUCUGAAUAGCUGUAAACGGUUUGUGAGUGUUUUCAUUGCACAUUUAAAGCACUUGUUACAGCUCCUUAUCACCUGCAAGUCUGUUGCCACAUUGUGUGAAAGAAUCAAUAAAACAUUAAAGAGGGAAAACGUUUGCUUAGAUUUCCCUAAGUAAAGUGGAACCAACUCUCACUUUGAAAGCAAUCUCUGCAGCUUCAGUGAUUCUUCCUUGGUACAAACAACCUGGCAAGUGGCUAUUUACAGACCUGAGGUAAUCCCUCAGUUUCUGGAUUUAAAAGUCCACAUUAUUCAUUUAGAGUCUGCGGCCGUUGGACCUGAAAUAGUCAUCAUGGGGAAACAUGCACUGGCACCGUUAAACAACUUGCAAGGGGUGCUUAUGUAUGUAUAUACAAACGGCUACAAAUUUUCCACAUUUAAAAUUUUAGAGGAGCAAUCCAUUCCCAGGAAAUUCUGGAAGAUCUACGGCAAUAGCUGGCCAGAAAGGAAUUGUGCAGGUGGUUGUGGCAAUAGAUUGUGACGAGACAAGAAAGGCUGUGACUCUUUUUGAAAGCUUUUCCCCUCCUUUUGUCUCUGGGCUGGGAAAAGGUUUGCCAACUUCAUUUCUGCAUGUCAGGCUGCUGUUAAAGGCACAGGAUAGCUCAGCUGGUUAGAGUGUGCUGCUGAUAACCCCAAGGUUGCAGGUUCGAUCCCCGUAUGAGACAGCUGCAUAUUCCUGCAUUGCAGGGGGUUGGAUUCGGUGGUCCUCUGGUCCCCUUCCAACUCUGCAAUUCUAUGAUUAUCUCACUUUACUACUGAUCUUCACAAAAAGGAAUAAGACAAAAUAAUUGUUUAGUUUACUGGAAGUGUUUCAGGGCAUCCCUGAAAAUGUAAAAUUGACAUCCUUAAUAUGAUUGCCACAAGUAAAAAAAACUUUGCUCUAGCUAAUAACUGGGAGGGGGGAUUUCUAGGGUUAUAACUUUAUCCGAAUUAGCACAAACCCAAACCCUUGCGUUGCACUGACACCUAGUGGUCCAUGGAAAUAGUGCAACGUCCUGAGAAUCAUGAUGGGGCAUUGCAUUCUGUACAAAAUGUGGGAAGUGUCUGGAAUAUAGGGUUGUCUCCUACACAAUGAGACUAUUGGGCUGGAACAUGGGCUUAUCUACAAGAUGGAGGCCUCUUGUGUGAGUGAGUUUGUGAACAUGUGUUCCUUCCAAGGAGCUCUGGGUGGCAGACAUGGUACUCCCCCUCCCCCUUUUUACCCUUGCACAGCCGUAGGAGGUAAAGUAGGCUGAGAGAAAGGACUGCUCCAAAAUCACCCCAUGAGCAUUGUGGCUUAGUGGGGAUUCAGACCUGGGCCUCUCAUGCCCUUAUCCAGGACUCCAGUGCCGCUGCACUAUCUUGGCUACGAAUGUCAUGGAACCACAGGGUUGUAGCGUAGGAAGGGACCACGAGGGUCAUCUAGUCCAACCCCCUGCAAUGCAGGAAUCUUUUUGCCCAACAUAAGGCUCAAACCCACAUUGCUGAGAUUAAGAGUCUCGUGCUCUACUGACUGAGCUAUUGUGUCAAGACUAGGGAGUGCAGAUUUAGAUCAAGCAGAAGCAAGGGAUUGGCUCACUGCAAUCCACAGACCAGGUUGGAACUGUUUGCAAUUCCUCCCUCCAUUCAUUUCCCAUACCAGCAUUCAUUCAUUCAUUCAUUCAUUCAAUUUCUAUCCCGCCCUUCAUCUGAGGAUCACAAGGAUCCAGAACAGAAUCCACAAGGUUUCUCAUUCAAAUCCUGCAGAAUGUGACACACAAGUUGUAAUUAAACAAUGCAUGUCCCUGACAGCAAUUAAGUACACCAGCCUCGCUUUGCAAUGAUUGAUAGCUUAAGUCUGAAAUGUUGACGUUUGUGUUUCCUCCCCCCCCCCAUGUGUUUCUCAGGGUGUUCAUGAAUCAAAAGGGGUGACCGAAGACUAUUUGAAACUGGAAAACCUGUUGCAAAAGGUUGUUUCUCCUUACUUGGGCACCUAUGGCUUGUAUUCCAGCGAUGGGCCUAUCCCACACUCAUCCUGCAUUUUAGGUAACGUUCACACCGUCUUCUAAAACACAAUAUGUCUGUUGAAGUGCUUUUUUGUCCACAAAACAUGGUAUCAUUUUCUGGCUGGGACUGCACAACUAUACCAAAGUUAGGCAUCUGUGUAAAAUGUCCUCCAUAACCAGCUUACCUAAGAGAUUUCGCUUGGAUGAUAAACUAGGGGCAGGCCUUUGUGCCAAUGCAAGUUCUUUGCUGGAAGACGGCAGAGGUUGUCUGAGGUAAGCAAAAUAUGCAUCGUAAAAUCUCACUCCAUGAACUUGGCCCAGGACCAAGCCAGAGGUUUCCCAACUUCAAGUUGGUAGAGUAGGGUAGGCUAGAGAACCUCAUGACAAACUAGGGCUAACAUUCAGUGGGUGCUAGAAAAGAGCCUCAAAUAUUUUCUGACACUGGUAGAAGGAUGUGAGAAUGGCACUGCAGUGCCUCCGUGGUUCAGACAUGCAGAGUGCUUCCAGCCUAUGAAGAGCAAUGGACUGUUCUGUCUAUGCAGUUGACUACCAGAGAGAAGCCUGAGAGGAAAUGAACCUUCUUUUCCACAAGACACUUCCCCUGCUCUCAGACGGGGGCGAGUUUGGGAAGCUGUCUGUUGGACAAAGUUUCCAUAAUAAUUUUACCCCCCAGUUGGGGGCUGUGACCUCUGACGUGGCAAACCAGUAGCGCUGCUGCAUUUCCUUUUCCCCUUUUCUGCCACUGAUUGUCAGGUAAAUAUUAGGGAUACAUAGAAAAAGAGUCAGAAAGGUGAAUCUACAACAUCAUCGGCUUUUUUCUUAUUUGCCAUCAUUUGUUAAGACAGAUUCCAAAGUAAUUUACAGAAAUAAUCCUACAAACAUCUUAGCUAGACAGGAUGCAGAAAGAAGUAAAAGACGCUUAAAAAGAAAAGGGCUUCUAUGCCAGUUCUUCUAUUUAAAGGCAGAUUCUGGUUAUGGAAAAGAUGCUGGUUACUCUAUACCCUUUUUGAAAAUAAUUUCAUCUGCAAGAGAAGGAGCUGGUAUUUGCUCCUUUGCAUGUGACAGCUUUAAGCUGCUGCUUCCUUGUGGCUAUUUUGAUGAAACAGCACUCAGCUGAACAGCCUCAGCUGCCUGAAAGUUGUGACCACUGUCAUCUCACUCACCUAAGCUCUUCAAGGAAGAACAGGACUGAAUAUACUUUUUUCCCCAAAGAGGAAAUUGAUAAUAGAAGUUAGAAACUUCUCUGAAACUGAUUAAGAGAUCACUUGACCUUAGUCUGAGAAGGCCUAGAGUCAUGGAAUUGUAGAGUUGGAAGGAACCCCUGGGGUCAAAUAAUCCAACCCCCUCAAUGCAGGAAUCUCAACAUGCAGUCCCCCCCCCCCAUCCAAUUUGGGAUCUCUGUGUCCAAAUAAUCUAUACUGUAAGGCACUGUGAGAUGCUGUGGCCGUCUCCAGGCUGAGAGUCUCCAGGCUGAUCUGCCAUAAUGGCAGGAGGGGGGUGGCAGAAAGGUUUUUGUUGUUGUUGCUGCUGCUGCUGCUGCUGCUGCACAUGCCCUAGAGAGGGAAGCAGAAGAUGCUGAGGCCAAGAAGGGAAGGAGGCAGAGACCUGAAAUGGCAACUCAUCAAGCACAUACAGCCAAGUGUCUGAACCUGGUCAGGCAAGUUUAGGAAAGGAUGGGUUUGAAGAGUGAGGAAGAAAAGGGGAAGAGUCCAAAUAUGUAGGGGGAAAUUGGGGGGUGGGGGGCGAGAAGAGGUGCACAUGACAGAGGUGAGGCUAAGCCUGAUGUUUACAUAUUGAUUUGAAGCAACUGUCCAAAUACUUGACCGCAGACCUCUCAUGGUGGUAGUAGCAGUGAUGGUAACGAUGCUCACAAGAAAAGCGUAGGGUUGUGUACAGGUUUUAACUGGUCUUCAUGUUUGUUAACAGAAAAACGUUUCUUCCGGCGAUCCAAAUCGGGGGACAUCCUGACCAAGAACCCUGUGGUGAGAUCCAAAAGUUACAACAAUCCUUUGCUGACUCCAGUAGCUGAGUACGAAACGGAGGGCGUGGCCCCCAAUGGCACUGGCAUCCGAAGGCACUCUGUUUCCGAAAUGACUUCCUGCACAGAGAUGCAGGGCUACUCCAACCUCACAACCAUCACAGACAGUGGUUCCAAGACCUCCAUGAUCACCAUGAAGAAUUCGCAGUCAGGAGAGUCAGAGAGGCUUUCUGCCAGCUCAGCGCAGUGCCCCAGCAACCUCAAUGCACCUGAGCAACAGAAGGGAUUCUUUUACGCAAGAGAUGACCAGAAGAGAGCAUUUGAGCUGGCCAGGGACUCAGACUUGAUUGCCAUAGCCCCUACAGCCAGCCCUGAAAAUAUAGUGGACCAAAUUUUGGAGUCUAUUGAGUCAGAUUCUGAUGGGAUUUUCAUUGAUUUCAGCCAGAGCUGCUCAAGUUCAUCAGGGUACAAUGUGGAUGUGAGCAGGCAGAGCCUUGUCUGA
This is a messenger RNA of Podarcis lilfordi (Lilford's wall lizard), 63821 nucleotides long. The record is from the annotation of a GenBank genome assembly. Lineage: Eukaryota; Metazoa; Chordata; Lepidosauria; Squamata; Lacertidae.